Messenger RNA from Podarcis lilfordi (Lilford's wall lizard), 57182 nucleotides. NCBI's taxonomy places the organism in Eukaryota, Metazoa, Chordata, Lepidosauria, Squamata, Lacertidae. The record is from the annotation of a GenBank genome assembly.
AUGCAGGCAAGCAAAAUAUCACAAAGUAUCUCCUGAACAAAGCCUCAAGCAGAUAGCUGGCUGUGUCAGUGAAUUUUCUAAAUCUAAAGGACAGAAUAUCAUAGGGAGUAUGCAAUCACCAGGGUCUUCUGAAGUUCAGAAAGAGCCCAGGAGAUAAUGUCAUUGGUACAAAACGUUGUCAGAAGAUAAUGGUCUCCUGCUGCUAGAUUAAAGCCUGGGAAGACUGAGCCCUCUUAGCAAAACUACACACAAGCAGAACCAAGCUACUGAUGGUAUUUUCAAAGUAGGAGGCAUUUAUCUUGUAACAACAUCCUAUUUCAUCCACUCUGCUCUUUUGUUGUGGCAGAAUAGAAAAGAACUGUGUCAUUGUUCAGAAUAUGCCUUGCUGUUUUCUGAUUGGUUCAUCUUGCUUUCCAACUUUGCCAUGAUUCUUGGGCUGCUAUCCUAAGCAUGCUUAAAUGGAUGCUUAAACCCCAAUUUAAAUCAAUAAGGCUGCAUUCUUAAACACAUGUACUAAGGAGUAAGCCUGACUGAACACAAUAGGACUGACUUCUGAGUAUACCUAUAUGGGAUUGCACUGUUAUCACUGUCUUCCAAGCAUUUUAAUACUCUACCUUUCUAUUUGCAAACACAAAUUUAUUUCAUGUGAGGAACUCAAUUCCUCUGAAUAUGAUAAAACAAAAGGCAUCUCUAAAACAUAUAUCCUCUGCUCAGCUGAAUUUUAUCAUCAAGAAUGUGUAAAUACAAACAACCAAAUACCACUGCUUGAAAGGGAAUAGCACUGGUGGUACUUUAGUUAUUUGCAGACUAAAUAGCCAGGGCAUAGUUGAGUUUGGCAAGGGGUGUUUUUUAUAUCGAAUAUCUCCACCUUACACCAAAUAUUUCAGCUCAGUGCUGAUCUGUGCUUUAAUAAAUCAGCCAUGCUCAAGAGUAGAUUAUUGUUAUGCUUUAUAUAUCAGUUUAACUUUCAGGAGCAUUCAGUACUAAAUCUACGGUAUGCUGCGUUGAAACACUGGAUCACUGAUGAGCUCUCUUCCAGUGUCACCAGUCUGUAAAAAUAAAAGGUUGUAGCCUUUUAAAUUUUGCACAAAAAGGAAUACCCCAUGACUCUCCUCAAUGGAACCACCACACCUAUUUAUGUAUUUCAUAAGAUUUAUACUCUGCUUGUGUUCCUUUCUUUUUUUAAAAAAAUAAAACAGUAAAAAUCCAUAAAAACAACUCUGUAAAUCAUACAAAACAAUUUAUAGGAUCAGAAAUUGACUUCAGUCUUUUUUUAAAAAAAUCAAACCAGAGCAAUAAUUAACAGCACAACCCUAUGCAUAUUAGCUUGAGGUAAGCCACACUGAACGUUGUGGAACUUAUUUCUGAGUAAACAUAGGAUUCAGUUGUAAUAAUCUAAGCCUGAAAUCCUAUGCAUACUUGCCUAGGAAUAAGUUUCAUUUAACUCCUUAGGACUACUUCUGAAUGGAUAUGCAUAGGAUUGUGUUGUUAGACUCAAUUUGGAUUAUCUUCAAAGUAAGGCAGUAUUUUUUAUGACCACAAACUUUGAAGAUAUGGAUACUGGAAAGUACAGUGUUUCUGCUCAUGAAGGAGUCCUAAUGCUGUUAUGUUAGGCUCAGACCAAGUCUUCCUCUACUUUUGUUCUAAUCAUCAUCCUGACUUAUUCAUUGCCCCCAAUCUUCAGUUUUUGUUGUGUUUGUUAGGUCAAGACGAUUGGCUAGCAUGUGUUUUGUUUUGGUUUUUGCCUAAUAGUAUAAGCUGUUAGUGGCUUUUAUUAAUUUUUUGCCACAUAUGUUAAUCAUGCAUAUGCUCAGCAUGAACCUGUUGUGAGGGAAGAUUAAGAGGAGGGGUGUUGAAUGGAAUGAGUGACAGGCAUAUCUGGGUCGUUUAAGAAAUUAUACUUUGUGGAUGUGACUGUGAGAAAGCCAGAAAAGGACUGGAGAAAAGGAGGAGAGAGAUAUGUAACAGUGUAUUUUGUUUCAAUUUAUUUAUUUUAUUUUAUUUUAGGUUUUGUUGUUAAGGGUAAAUGCAUUCCAUCAGUAUAAUGAAAAAUCAGGGGGCAGUAGGUUCUACAAUUUUUUUUUAGUUUAAAAAAUGUCUCAACAAAUAGAUUUGAAACUUGCCAGUACAAGAAAUUAAGAUUUGAGGACUCUCCGUGACAAAUUUGGGGUAGAAAAGAUAAGAAAUUACUUACUCUGAAUGAGUUAAAGGAUAUUAUGUGUUUUUCUUCUACAGAAUUUGCCGGGGUUGUACUCCAUAAAGAUUUCUUCCUGUGCACUGUGUGCUUUGGAAAAUGGGCUGCUGAUUUAGGUCAAAAGGAAUGUCUAGUAUUUGCUUUCACCUAUGAGUUCUGUAAUAUUAAUUGUUAUUAAAAAUGCUUUUUCCUGGCCAAUGUUAGUCAAUGGACCUGUUAUUCCAUUGUUGCUAAGCAGCAGUUUUUGGCCAGUCUUAGCCUCUGAAGUACAAGAUUCUCAUAGAAUAGGCCUCACUCUUGAAGAGCUUACAGGUCAGGUCAGUCAAGAGGUGAGAUGUUAGGUGUGAAAGGACAGCGAGAAGAAAUCACAAGAGAUGAGUAAAAAUAGUUUGCGAGGCAUGGAGGAAGGGGAAAUGUCUUUAAGGUGCACAGUGGCUGGAUUUCUAACAGGCAGCUUAAAGGCCCUGAGGAGUCUUCACAAAAAAUGGGAAAGAUUUAGGUGGUAACGCUGUGCUGUAUCUGCUGAAUUUUUGUUCUCCAUUCCAACUUUUAAAGACCAGCCAUACCAGUGCUGGCCACCACCCACCCACCCUGCAAAUUCAGGCCUUCUCCUGCACCUUCAAUAACUAUAGAAUGUGCAGAAAUUGGCUAGAGUGGUUGUAGGUCACGGACACCAACAUUGUACUAAUUGCACUUGUAACACAAAGGUAGUGGUGAAGAUGGAACUAACUACAGAACUAUAGAAUACCAUACCAUAUCAAUCUUGCCUAAAUUACAUACCUGCAGCUUAGCAGUUGUAAUUUCCUGACAUUUUGGAGCUUAUGUAAAGAUGGAAAGCCCAACAUACUAAAGCAAAAUAUUUAUUGAACAAACACUGAAAACUGGAAUUCUGCCAUACCAUGAAGAGGGAGAAGGAAUCCCAGUGAAGUACAGUGAUACCCUAUUGGCCGGGCACAUGGGUGCUCUUUGGGAAAUAAGCUCUUUAGGAAACAACUGCCACCUCAAAGGUCCUAACUAUUUGGCAAUGUGUGAUUUCUCUCUCUCUCUUCCUCCACCCCCCCUCCACAAUUGUUUUACCUCAAAUGAAAGGCCCUUGUUUUGUUUUUGUUUCAAUUACAGUGCAAGUUGGAGUUUCAUGCGUGCACAUCUGGCAAAAACAUUGCAGCUCGCUGUGAAGGGCCUUGCCCAUGCCUUCCAGGACAGGAAAGUCUAAAGCACAAGGCCGAGAAAACUGGUGAGUUGAUCUGUUGACUUUGAUAUAAAAUGUCAUUCUAAUUACUUUUGCUGUUGGUAUGCUGUCCAGUCCAAUCCAUAUUUACUCCGAAGAGAGAUCCACUAAGUUCAGUGAGACUUACCGUACUUUCAAGCAUAUGGCUGUUCUAUGUGGUGGCAAUAGAAUUGCAAGUCCUGGGGCUCUUUUGUUAUGACUUGUGAAGAACGUGGAAAAGGCCUCUAGCCCAAACAUUCUGGAAUCCUAGAUGAGUGAUUUUCAAAUACUGAAUGGGUCACUGGAGCCUUGCAGUUGAAUUGAUAUGCUACUGCAAGUUCAUGUGAAGGGUAGUACAUCAGAAGAAGGUGGCAGGAAUGUGUGUAACAGCUUUGUCAGUGUGGGAACCAAGGGCUGGGCUGCGGAGAGAAAAAAUGCAACUUCCUAUUGGUAGAACCCUCUGCAGAAAUUUUCUGACUUUUUUAGACCAUUUGUCUUUGACUGGUGUUUUGGGACACGCUAUACAGCGAAAUCCUAUACAUGUCUAGAAGAAAGUCCUGUUAAGUUAAAUGUGGAGCUUACUCUCACGUAAGUUCUGUAGUAUAAGAUUGCAGUCUGAAAGUGGGUUGCAGCACUAUCACCAUGCAAAUAAAUGUUUGAAAAUUAGGAAGUGGGUCACCAAAUGCAUGUUUCAGCUAAAGGCAGCCCCUGAGUCUACUAAGAGUUAGGACUACUGUUCUGCAUGAGUUCUAAGAACAUUUCUUGUUUCUCAAACAUUCAGUGUGUCUCAAACUUUGCGAAACGCCAUCAACAGGUGUGUUAAAAAAUACUAACUGGGCAAUCAGCAGAGUGGCUAGCCCAGUGACCAUUGCAGCAUUCCCAGCUAAUGGAAUAGAAGAAAACAGAGUAUCCAUGUCUAUCCUAAGCCUUCACUUAUUGCCACCUCCACCAAUGGCCUCUGGUUUUCCUCUCUCACAUCACUAAUGAGCCCAAUGAGGACACAUGCCAGCCCUGUUUAGGUUUCCGAAUCAUUAACACGAUGAGGGUUUGUGAGGAUGAGCACACUGGCGAAUAACCCAUCAUUGCCCCUUUGCCCUACAUUAGUUCAAAGAAUAACUUCUGGGUAGGGAGAUUUUUCUACUCAUGUAGGUUCCUUGUGUGAUUCAGAACCCUGAUUUUCCAAGAUUCUAAAUUGCGCACUGAAAAUUGUAGAAAAAACAACCUAUAUGUAAAAGGAUAUCUUUAUUGUAUUGUUAUUUUUUAUUGUUUUUUAGACCCAAGGAAGAUGAUAUUAUGCUGCAGCUAUUGUUCUAAAUAACAGCAUUUAAUUUGGCUGCUCCUCUUAAAGAUUGCAUCAUUAUUUCUCCUGUUCACCACAUUUUAUCAAAUUUUGAGAAAGCAUUUUCCAUGGUAUGGUCACCCAAUAUUACACAUGUGUUUAGUAAUCCCUGAUGUGGCUGGGAUGGUUUUGGAAAAAAACCUCACUGAUAAAUUGCCACAUUUUUAUUUUCUUUUUUUCUUCUCUUAAACAAAUACACAUGCACACCCAUUGCCUCACAUUAUCUGCUCUCUCUAUGCCCUUUCACAUGCCCUUAUCAGAGGCUGUAUCAUAUUAAUAAAUCUCCAGUGACAUUUUAAGCUCACAAUUUCAUUCACAUAACAGAAUAAUUUCUAAUAACCAUUAGGUUGAUAAAUGCAAUUUGACAGGAUGUACGUAUUCAGCAGGGCAAGCUUUUGUUUUGCUUGAAUCUCUGAUUAGUUAAUUCUGCUGUGCAGAGCACAUUGUGAUGUGUUCACUCUCUUUCUGGAAACACAACUUCUCAAGUGAUUGAGACAAUAAUUAUUUUGGAGUUGGUUCUCUUAAUGACCAUCCUGUAUGUUACUCUUACAAUUAGUGCAUGUGUGUAACUGAUCUACCCAUUUUUCCAAUCACUGUACUGCUCUCUUAUGUGGCCUGUGGCCAAUGCAGGUGUCAAAAUCCACACCCAUGACGUUUUGGGCUUUAACUGAUUGUCCCAAGGACUCAAAAGUGGCAUGGGCUGCAAGGCCAGCUCCUGUAGUAAACUGCAGUGGUAGAAAUGAGGGCCUUCUUUCCACCCCCACUACAACCAAUGUGUUCUGUGGAUUCACCGAUGCCUGUAAAUAAAGUUAUGGCCUAGUGAUAUUCCAAGACUGGGGCCUGCCUCUUUCUUGCCAAUCACAAUACAAAGGUGUUGCUUAUCUCAGCCAUCUCACAAAGGUGUCAGGUUUUCUUCUUCUGGCAACCAAGGUAGGCAGCAGUGACCAGAAGCAGAUUGGCUAGUGGGACGGAGCUAUAGCAAUAGCCUCCCAGCAGCACUGUUGUGGCUGCCUACCAGAAUGGAGAUGGUGAAACAGAGAGUGGCACCAAUCCAACACUCCUACCACUAUGCUCACACAGCCCCAACCUCAGUUCUGCCUCGCUCUCCCUUCUUCCAGUAAGCAACAGCAGUGCCACUGCUAUGAGGCUUUUUCUCCUGCUACACCCACCUCUCGCAAUGGAGGUGCCCACACAGAUCAAUAUUGCUGCCUCUGUUGGCUGGGGAAAGCAGAUGGCUGCUUCUUUUGAAUAACUAAGAACUGUGGACGGAAGAACUGUAACGAGCAUCCUUUUCUUUGAGAAGGGCCAGAGCUCAGUGAUGGAGUAUCUGCUUUGCAUGCAGAAUGUCCCACAUUAAAGCUAUGGCAUCCAUAGAUAAAGCUGAGAAACACAACUGCCUGAAACACUGUAGAACCACUGCCAGUCAAUCCAGACAAUAUUGAGCUAGAUGGACCAAUGGUCUGCUCAUGGAGGAUAUAUUUCUCUGGCCAAAACUGCUGGGAUCAAAAAAAAACUUGAUGUGGCUUAUUGCUGGUGGUUGUGCAAUUCCUGCAUCUCUAACAUUGCCUUUGAGACCUAGCCUCUGCCCACUCGCAGUAUCUCCCUGAUCACACCCACCCACCCACUUAUGCACAGAAUAUUUUAUAAUGUCUCUCCCUAUAAAGCUAGCAAUUUGGUGUCCUGCCUGCAGUUCUGUUAUGUAAUUAGCAUGGUCCAGUUUGUGCUGAGAUAAUGUAAAUAGAAAGUCUCUCAGAGAUUAAUUUAUUUUCUCAAUAAGAGUGUCAGGUACAAAAUUCCUUUAACUGAAAUUUGCUGACAGGUGAUGCAGUAUUUCCAUCACUUAUGAGAAGCUGAAUUUGUGAAAUCUAUUCAGACAUGACCAUAUUGCUAAGCAGAAAUAAAAGAAGGCAGUGCUGAAACCGGUGCUUCAAUAGAGGGAUGUUAGUGGGAAACUACUGAACAGAAUUACAGUGUCAGAGUUCUGAGCAAAAUGGAAGCAUGCCUCACCAAACUGCUGCAUAAGCUUUCUUAAUCCAUUUAUAUGAGUUAAAUAUAUGUAAUUUUAAACUUCUAAUUUCCAGGCUUCCACCUUGUUCCGCAUAUGUGCACUUAGUUGAGCACAAUUAUGAUUCUAAGUUAAAGGUAUAAAGAAACAUUUAAUCUCCAGGGUGCUAUUAGAUUAGUCUUAAAAAAACAAAACCAAAAAAAUGCCAUGUGAAUGAAAAACAGAGAGAGCAGUAUCGGUGUGGCUUACCUGAGGGGGGAUCUCAGAUGAUAUUAUUGGAAAAUGUUUGCAAUUUAAGCAACCACCAUCUUACAGAUCUUUCCCUUCUACUCAAAAUUCUGUUGUGCAAUUUUAUCCCACCCAUGUUGCUUCUUAAUUCAUGUGUUUUUCUAGUGGCAAGAGAUCCCACUAUAGGAAAGCAGCUAACACAACUCCCAACAAGGUGAAUGGGGCUUGACAGGUGUGCUUUGAAAUAAAACAUUGCUUUUAGUAACUUAGAGCAUCUCCAUGGAGCCUCAGAUAAGAGAAUCAGAGCUUCAAACUUAGGGGUGCAAAACAGCCUGAUGGCCACCUUCCAAUGGCCGCAGGCCAGCGGGGCAGCAACAAAGGCAAAAGUGGGCAUAGGAAGGAAUGUGAAUCUUACAGUAGGCUAGUUUCUAUCCACACUCACAUACCCUUCUCUGUCCUCCAAUCAGGCAAGCACAUUCCACUUUCACCUUGAUGGGAAGUCAGUGGCUCUGGUGGGAAGUGGCAGCUGGAUUUGGCAUCCUUAUUUAGAAUCUGAACGGAUCCACCAUCGCAGCUUGUGGUAUGGCACCUUGGCCAUACCAAGUCUGGUGCUGCAGAGCUGGCAAGGACACCAUGAACCUGACAUGGAACACCUGCGGUCCACAAAUGCUUCCUGUUGCAUGCCAAGGGGUGACAGGAAUGGAGAAACAGGACCCUGGACAGUACCAUUGCAGGCCCUUACUGCUAACAUUUGAUGUGUGGUGCAGGAAAUUUGGUGUAGCUCAUUCAUUUAGUCUGCAGCUUUCCUGGGAGUAAGGAAACCAGUAUGCCCUGCAUGAGACAAGAUUAUAUAGCACUGGCCUGAUUUAGCUGCAGAGACCCAUACUAUGAAUGAUUUGAUUGGAGCUAAAUUUGUAAAAAUUAUGCUGCACAUCUUUCAUGGGUCUCUUUCAGGAUCUAUUUUGCAACCCCCAUUGAGUUGACUGGAAGUGUAUUAGCUGCAGUGCCUGAUUGAUUACAGUUCUGGUCUGAAGAAGGGUAAACUGGACUAAGAAUUUCUUUAAUAAUAGCUCCCUGUUAACAUCAGCACCCAGUAUCACUAAGGCGUUCACAUCAUCAUAAUCAUUUCAUUUGAAUUAUAAGAUGGUAAGAAGGAAAAUUAAAGGACGAUUUGUCACUGUAAUGAUAUAUGCUCUCUGCAUUGUCUGGUAUUCUGCAGUAAAAUCUUUGAAGAGACAAGCAAAUUGUAUUCUUUGGUCCCUGUGUUUUGAAAAUUGGAUUUUGCUCAGUUCUCCAAGAAGCAAAACCCUCAUAGUGAUGCUGUAUUACAAAUGGCAUAUUUUUAAAGUGAAAGCAAAUGUUUAAUCCACAUUCUCUGCCUGCCUGCCUGCCUGCCUGCCUGCUUGUGGCACACAAACUUUGAAGUUCAUCAAAACAUGGGGUCUGUGCUUCAUUAUUAACAACAGCACCGGGCCUUACAGUCUGUUUUGGUGACCAUUUCCAACUCAGCUGUUGAAAGAUAAAGUUUUAUUUGUAAUCAGCUCUUGUUAGCUGCCCUUUCAGACAGUAUGCCCCUGCUUCCUGCAACAAAUUCAGUACAGGAAAUAUUUCAGCAAGGCAAGGGAAUGAAUACUGAAGUUUAAAACAAGAGUCUGUGGUCAUUUAAUAGUGUUGAGAGGUUCUAGUCCAAGCCUAUGUGCUAAGAGAGAGUUAAUCACAGAGCAGUACUUGCCUCCCUAUCUACCCACAAAUCAGCACCACAGUGUGUUGCAGAGAGAGAAAAUGGAAUGGGGCAGGGUAUCUCAUGAAUGACAGUAAAUAUUAUGGAGCUGGUCCAAAGUUCCUUGGUUGCUCUGAUUUGGUAUUCAUUCAUUUAUUAAACUUUUUUAAUUGCCCUUCAACCAAAUAGAUCCCAGGGCAAUUAGCAAGAUGAUAAUCAGACACCAACUGGGGAAAAAAAGUUAAACAAAUUAUUGAAACAACACUGCAAGAUAUAGCAGCAAACAUAAAAUGCAGCUUAAAAUGCACAACCUUCACAAUACUGGACAAUUCUAACCAGUUUUCCUCAAAAGCCAGAUGAACAGAUGUGUCUUGAUGCAUUGUCAGAAGCCCAAGAAGAAGGAAUUCCACAGCCAGAGUGCCACUACAGAGAAGGCCCUGUUCUGUGCAACCACAUAAGGGACAAUCCCUGCUGGUGAGAAGAGAAAUGCCCCUUCUGCUGAUCUCAGAUCCAGAUAGGGGAAGGUGUUGCAUCAGAUCCCAAACUAAUGUGAACUUCUUAAAUUAAUCCCAGUAGCAUUUAGCCAGCCAAUGCAGAUAUAUCAAAAUAAAUUUAACAUGAUUCCACACAGAUGUGCUAGUCAGCAUCCUUACAGAAGAAUUAUGCACUACCUGAAGUUUUCGGAAUGUCCUCAACCCCACAUAGAGCACGUUGCAGUAAUCUGGAUAUUAGAGUGUUGAGUAAAGACUCCUCAGACUUUCCAGACCCAGGGCCCACCUUAUCACAUUUGUGUCUCUAAGUUUUCUGCCAUUAUGGAAAAAUGAGAGUUCUAGAGAGUUCUUCAUGUGCCACUGGAGGGAAGCAGAUGAGCAGCACUGACUAAGUCUCUUACUGGCAGUGUUGCAGCUUCUGUUGAACUACUGUAAUAGCAAUUAAGCAACAGAAUAACUUAAUUUGCCAUUGGUAUGUUUGUUUUGUAAGGCUAUAAAAUUGGCACAAUUGUAAUUGGCACAAGUACAAAGCUACAGUUGUAGUUUUGCUGUUUUCAUUUUCUUUUGUUUCUCACAACCUUUUAUCAGAAGGGGACCGAAUGUGUAUUACAAUAAAUUUCACAAGCAUCUAUUGUUAUCACAACUUCAGUUUGAGGCACUAGGCAAAACUUUUUUUUUUUUAAAGCUCUCUCAAGCUCUUAAAUAAGUGACAUUUCAAUUCCAUAAAGUUAGCGUAUAAUACAAGAAGGGGCAAUACUGUAAAUUAAGUGAUGACCCUUAAAGAAGAAACAGCUGGCAAUCCCAAAGGAAUAUACCUUGGCAAGUGCUGAAUUUUAAAAUGGCAAUCGGUGUACUCGGCAAUCUGUUUUUAUGCCCUUCUGUAACCUCUGUCACCAGACUAACCUAUAACAGUACUUCCUAUGUCUUUCUAACUUUGUGUUCUUUAGCUUGUCUAGCUGGUAAUAUACUAUACUUUUUUAAAAUACCAGUUUCUGUGUGUAUUUCAUUUGUCCAUGGAUAUAUGCAAUAAUUCAGCAACAGCAGUCUUUACGACAUAACAUUUAUGUGACUACAGCAACAGCAGUAAGUGGCAAUGGGGCAGUUUCCUCCAUUGCACCUGAGGGCACCAGUUAUGGGGGUGCAGGACAGGCCAUGUGAUACACACAGCUCUGUCCUCUGACAAAAGAGUACAUCCAGGGGGUUCAGGAACAACAUUCAGAGGGCAGUGCUUGCCACCUAGCAUCUACUGUCUGAGAUGGUUCCUUACUCUGCCUAAAGGUAGGCCCAGUCCAGCCCCUUCCUGCUUUAAUUCAUAUCAGGAAAAUGGGGGAAAAGAAGCAUUUGGGCCAUACAGGUAUAUGGCAUACCGAUCUUCCAACUUCCUGUCUGAAAGUCCAGUCACUGUAGAAGAAUGCAGAUACAGCUUAUAUUGAUGACUUCCCCUCUAAAUGUUACACACUAAAGUGCACAUCCUGUUCACGGUGGAGUGACUGUCCUAUUGUUUGUGCUCAACUACCUGUCUUCUCCUCUAUUGAGUUGCAAGUCAGCUACAUUUUAUGAGCUAAUCAAUGACAGUUAACUCAUUUCCAUUCAAUUUCAAUGGACUUUCUUUAAUCAGCAUUAUUUACCUAACAUCCAUCAGAAUAUAGUAAGUGGUUGUGCUGUAUUUCAGAACCAAGAGAGAAAAAAUUUCCCAGACAUGAAAUCGAAAUGUCAUGAGCCUGAAUACUGCAGGAUGACAUAAACCUUUAGGACUUCUGCUCAGAAAACUUUGACACCCCUAGAACAACGGCUUUAUCUUUCUUUUUUUAAGAAGGAAUUAUAGAAAGGAGGAAGAGGAGCCUCCAAGAAUCUAUGCAUUCAAGUAACCUACACCAACUCAAGCUAAAUUAUUGGACUAAAUCCCCUUUCAAUACCAUUAUUGUAGUGAAGAACUGUAAAGCAAAUUUCUGAACAGCCAGUGCUUGGACCACUGUUUUAAAUCAAAGGAGCUUUAAUAAUCAGUAUGUUUUGAACAUAUGACUCAGUAACAUGAGUGUUAUGGCAGCCACCUGUCUUUCAUCUCGAAAUGCCACAAAACCUCUUAACUGAAGGUCCCCACCCAACUUUCCUCAUGAGUUUGGGAGAUUUUGCCCUAAAGCCUCCCUAAAAGCUCCUAUUAAUAAUGUAUUUGAGUCAUAUCUUCAAAGGACACCCUACAGAUUUAAACAGCGGCCCUUCUAUUAUACUGCUUUGGCAUAUGUGGGCUGUUCAUGGCUUUCCAACUUUCUCUUUGCCUCACUUUUUUGGCUCAUAUUUGAACAUAAUUGUUAGAGACUAUGCAGAGGCAUAAGAAAGAAGCUCAAGGUUUUGGAAAUUCUUAUAGCUUCAGUGGGGUACAUUUUAUAAAAAAUGGUUCCCAAUUCCAGCACAUUAUUAAUGCUCUUCAUGCAGCUGUAACUUUGUCUAUGCCUGAUGCGGCACUCACCGAUAUUAUACCAAAUUGUUGGCAGAUCAUAAUGUUAAUUUGAAAACAAAUGCUUUAAAUGCUCUUUCUCUAAGUAUGUGCCAUUGUAGGUGUUUUACUCUGGAACGCUGGCUGCCUAAUAAGCUUUAUUGCGUUUCGAAGCAUAAACCUGGAAUUGAUUCUGCUCUUUGUAAUGCUGUUUUCCCCAGAGGGGAUAUUAAUACUUUACAAAAAGAAAAUAAAUUAAAAUAGGUUUGUUUACUUUCAACAGCCCAUCAAAGGAGCUGUUUCACUUGGUAUGAACGAGAUUGUCUUUUACACGAAGAUGAAAUAGAGAGCCAAAGUGUACUUUUCAGGGGCUAUUUUGCAUAUUGAACUGUCUCAAAAGGUAUUCACAGUAAGUUAUAAAACACUUAUGUAAGACUAGACUAGGGGUGGACAAACCUGUCAGUCUGGGUUUUUCUCCAUUCUCUCUCUCUCUCCCCCUCUCCCCAGUACAGUGGUGCCCCGCAAGACGAAUGCUUCGCAAGACGGAAAACCCGCUAGACGAAAGGGUUUUCCGUUUUUGAGUUGCUUCGCAGGACAAAUUUCCCUAUGGGCUUGCUUCGCAAGACGAAAAUGUCUUGCGAGUCUUGAGAUUUUUUUUCGCUUCCCCUUUAUCUAAGCCGCUAAGCCUUUAAUAGCCUUUUAGCAGCUAAUCUGCUAAGCCGAUAAGCCUUUAAUAGCCGCUAAACCGCUAAUAGCGCUAAUCCGCUAAGCCACUAAUAGGGUUGCUUCACAAGACGAAAAAACCACUAGACGAAGACACUCGCGGAACGGAUUAAUUUCGUCUUGCAAGGCACCACUGUAUUUGGGGUAAAAGCCUGUGUACUGCAAUUUUGCCUGGUGUAUAUGUAUUUUGUGGGCACUUUUCAUUAAUACAGUGGUACCUCGGGUUACAGACGCUUCAGGUUACAGACUCCGCUAACCCAGAAAUAGUACCUCGGGUUAAGAACUUUGCUGCAGGAUGAGAACAGAAAUCGUGUGGCCGUGGCGUGGCGGCAGCAGGAGUCCCCAUUAGCUAAAGUGGUACCUCAGGUUAAGAACAGUUUCAGGUUAAGAACGGACCUCCAGAACGAAUUAAGUUCUUAACCCGAGGUACCACUCUAUACAUUUUCAGUAUGCAUUGUUUGGGUGGGGGACUAGAAAACCUGAAAUUCAGAGCAAUGUGAAUUCAGGAACCAAUAUAAUAAUAAUAAUAAUAAUAAUAAUAAUAAUAAUAAUAAUAAUAAAUGCUCUAGGGGUUCUCCAGACCCCUCUGAACCAAUUUCAGGGGGAGUAGAUAAAUAGGUACUGCUCCGGCGGGAAGGUAAACGGCGUUUCCGCGUGCUGCUCUGGUUCGCCAGAAGCGGCUUAGUCCUGCUGGCCACAUGACCCGGAAGCUGUAUGCCGGCUCCCUCAGCCAAUAAAGCAAGAUGAACACCGCAACCCCAGAGUCGCUCACGACUGGACCUAAUGGUCAGGGGUCCCUUUACCUUUAAGGCCACUCAGGGGGAGGAGAGGGGAGAAGUCUUGCUGCACUGGUGGAAAUCUGUAAGCAGGUUUUAGAUAGCAGGACUAGUUCGUUGAUUCCUGCCCAUAAUAUUUAGAUUGGGCUCAGAGUAUUAUUGAAGAUUAAUUUCAGAGUUGCAUAAAAUGUUUGGAAUGUGGCAAAUCUGCUCUAGGAAAUACAUUAUCACACUAUAGGUACACACUGCUCAAAGAGCAUUGACUGACUCUGACUCCAUGUUGACUGUACACUCAGUGGCAAAUCUGGGUUCUCCUUUGCUUCUGUGAAAAAUGGUCCCUACCAUACCUCCCAGAAUUGCUUCACAAUUGCUUUCUUCAAGGGUACAUUGUAGAAGGUUUUACAAGCAAAAAGUGGGAAUGCAAAAACGUAGUGUGUAUUAAGUUAUGUGUUCCUAGAGAUACACUUGCAAAGAGACAGGGUUGAUUGUGUCUCCCUUCCAAAGGAACACUAGGCAUUUACUUGACUUAUUGGUAAAAGAUUGGAGAUUGUGUGUUCAAAUCCUUCAGAUGAUCCAGUUUCCUGUAGGCUCCCCUGAACUGUGAUUCUGAAAAGGAAAAGGAAAAACACUGCUGGGUUAAACUGCAGGUGACAGUCUUCUCAAUGACUCUGCUGAUCAAUGGAAGUAGUAGCAAGGAGUAUUAAGCCUUUUUCUGUUUCAGUUGAGCCUUAUUUGAGGAACAAGGUCUUCCUGAUCCUUGGUUAUUCUUAAGUGAUGACUCCUCUUUGAUUCUGUCUCCUGAUUUUUCCUACGGUUCUGAUAUGUCUCCUGAUUUGUCUGCUGGCUCUGACUUGCUCUUCAGUUCUAACUCUUGGCUGGGCCCAUGGCUCUUGGCAGACUGUAUAUGAAAGACAGUAUAUAUCACAUACCUGAGAACAGUGAUGUUGCUGCUAGGAUGUUAUCAAAUAUUUUGGAAGAAUGUGCAUGUGUCCUGAUAAACAACAACACAGAGGUUAUAUAUAAGGACAGCUGAGAUUCCCAGUUGUCACAGGUCCUGGAAUGUCCUUGGGAAGGUGUCAUGGCCUUAUGCCCUAGCCAGCAAUUAUUGUAAUCGAACCAAUAUGAUGGUAGAGACCUGAGCAGAAAGACUAUUUAGAACAGAUUUUAUUAAAGCAAAGCAUAACACUGUGAUAUGAUAAAUUUUAAAAUCGUAAGUUUUGUAACUUUAAAAAUAAUUUAUGCUGCAUAUACACUUUUUAUGGCUCAGCAUCUGUUCACAUUACAACUGCUUCAACUCACAAAAUUGGAGAGAACAAAUUCUGUACCGCUUAGGAGUUGACUGAUCAGUGAGUUACUCCUAUGGUCUCUCAUAAUGAUGAUAUUUUGAUGCCAGCUCAUCUCAACACUGGAAGAUUUGAAUAUUAAAAUAGUAGAAUGCCAGUUUGGGGGCACGAUUCAACUACAUGAAGAUGGAAGCAAUUUUGAUCCUCCAGCAAACAAAAUGCCUUGUUAGGCCUCAGGAUUUGACCUCCCCCCAAGAAAUUUCUCAAAUAAUGAGAUUGUAAUUUACUUAAGCAAAGUUGAUAAUCAUGAAAUUUCUCAAAGGCAUAACAAAGACAAGAUUAUCAAUUGACUCUUCUUAUCUCUUUGCCAUUCAUAGUUUUGUUAACAGUACACAUACUGAGUAAGAAACAUCAUGGCAGCUGGCAUGGAGAAGGACUAUAAAUUAUGUCAGCCCACAGUACCACACGAAACAAAUGAAGACAAGUGAAACUAAAUGAUUCCAAGGGUCCAUACAAACCUUUACAUUUGUCAAUAAGUCUGAAGUUGUUAUUUCAAGUAGUUUUAGAUUUAGAUUAGUUAUGGUCAGAACAAGAUGUCCAAACCAUGCUGUUUUCUAGGAGAGGAUCACUAACAAAACAAUCCUAUCGUCAGGAGCCAAUCUGACAUAGACUCUGAGACCAUCUCAUCCAAGGAAGAAGCUUGUGACUCCAUAAAAGGCCCAGAUUGCUCAUUAAGCAUCUCAGUUCACCUUGUGUUAUGGAUACCUUGUCUGGGACCUGCGAUAAGCCCCUACACCAUGUCAUGGGUCCAGACUUUCCCCUUUCAUGCAUACACACAGGACCACAGGUGCUAAGAUGAAAGUGGGUCUCAGUUCUGGUCCUUAUGUAGCCAAAAUGAUACCAUCCGUAGAGAAGAGAGAUCAGCAUGCUUGAAUGAAGUACAAAGAUCCCUCCUAUGAUCAGGGGCCGAGGAAGGGGGGCAGUGGGGGCGGACCACCCGGGUGUCUUCGCUGAGGGGCUUGACAUUUGGCACGGGCGGCGCACCAAAUGUCUGCCAUCGGCGACUCACUCCACCCCCGUGGGUGGCUCACUCCGCCCCUGGCCGCAGGGCGCCCGUGCCUCUCCAUGCACCCGAGCCUCUAUCCCGCACCUGGGAGGGCCCCCUCCAUGCCCUGCCCCCCUCGGGAGCACGCCCACCCUGGGCAGUGCGGGCAUAUGCUCCGUCGCUGCAUAUGACCAGAAACAAAUCCUAAGGAGGCGAACAACAAUGCUGCAAAACAGUCCAGUGAGAACUGUGCAUGCUCUGUGGGCACAGAAUGUCAAUUGAGUAUUGCCAGUUUUUUGGGGGGGGGCAGAAAACCAUGGGGGAGGGGGAUGGAAUGAAGUGGCUGGAGCCCUUGACAGAACUGAAAGGAAGCAUCCCCACAAUGCAUUUUUUUGUGGCAGCUCCCAGUUGCACUUCCAGAUUCCAGUGUGCUAGAUAACAAGAGUGUGCACAGCACAACAGAUGUGACUAAAACUUAGUUCAUAUUAUCUUAGUGAUGUUAACUCAUGGAUAUAGGCACAGAACCAAUUUAAGAAUAGAAAAGGAGCAUACUGGAGCUGACAUGCCAGUUGCCUGUUUCCAGGGGAGUAAAGUGGCCCCUUUGUUGUGGAGAUUAAUACGUACUAUUCUAAGACAUUGUUUGCAUCUAUUAUUUCUGUUGGCUGGUUUUUGAUCCCUAAAGUACUGGGAUAAAAAAUGCACUCUUCUUUGCUUGCGAGCACUUCCAAGCGCAACUGACAACAACAUCCCAGUGAGUCGCUUAUUUCAAUUCUGAUAUUUUAACUUAACUGAAGGAGUACCACAGCUAAUGGAAAUAUUCCCCAAGCCUUGGAUUAUUGUACACGCCAACUUAGCAGCCUCAGGCUCUGAAAAUAUGGUUUGAAUAAAAAAUAAUAUUUUAGGAGUUUUAAUACAGGCAAUGAUUAGAUGUGCCUUGCCCCAGCAAGCAUCUUCAUAAUUUUCAAGUCAAUUUAUUUUCCCUGAUAGAAGGCUUUGAGUACUGUGUGAGACAGUUCUUCUAGCAAUAGAAAAGAGCACAGAAAGAUGGAAAACAAUAUGGACUCUGAAGCUGUGUCUGUAAUGUUGCAUGGAUUAUGCAUGGAGCUUUGCCCUAGUGGGAUAUUAUUGUAGAGAUUUAAAACAAUCCUUCAUGCCCUUCAAAGAAAACUACUUUAAUUCAGAUUCUUUGCUCAGUAAGGUUCUCUGAUGUUAAACCCAAAAGGAACAUGUUUAUCAACUGUUUUGGUGGGUGCAGAGGCAGGCCGGGGCCGGGAGGAUGGUAGGGAAAUGGCUGUUCCAUUUUUCACUGAAAAGCAGUCCCAUGUGUGAGAGUUUUUAAACCUUUAUUUUGUAUCUCUGAACACAAUGCUAAAAGUAAUGACAGAAAAUAGUGCUUUUGGUGACUUAUGCAAGUGUGCCUACCCUAUGGAAUACUAAUACAUGCAGCAUAUAAGAUAUAAUUAGCAGGGCUGCCUGGUUAAUUAGUUUUAAAAUGUAUACAGUAUAUAUACAUUUUUUAGUUUUGAAAAAUGUAUAUAUUGCUAAUGUAUUCCCCCCUCCCUUUAGUGUUAAUGUAUCUGUGUUGGGGAAAUUGCAAGUUGCUUUGGGUUGCCCUAAGUAAGAUAAAGCGACUAACAAAUUUAAUUAAUAAUAACGCAUAUAUAAAAUAUUUUAGCAGUGAUGAGCGAGUAUAAAACCACAGUUAAAUCUGAGAAAGAUAUAAAAGCAAACAUCUUGUGGGAGCUCUACAAACCUUUACAUCAAACUUGCCCUUUCAGAAGAAAAGAGGGUAGCCAUCCCUACUCCCCCAAGCGGUGAAAUAAAAUAUGAUAGCCAGUUUUCAAACAGCUUGUCAAUCUCUCCUAUACAUACACAAGUUCGUUCUCUGCUUGAGAGAUAACAGAACUAGAUAUGGUGCAGUCUGUCGUAUUCUGAGAAAUUGCUGUUCGUCAGGCCCUCACACCUGAGGUGCUAUCUCUGUUGUACUAUCUAAGAGAAAUAUUUUUAGCUAACGAUUCAUCUCUGACUCUGGACUUCAGCUGCAGUAAUGUGAGCAGAGGUGCCUGCUAUACAAGGAGACCUGGUGUAAGUAGUCUGAGAAUCAGAGAGAUUGCCAGAUCAUCACAUUCAAUCACUAUGGCAGAAUUGCUAAAGGAUAAGACUAGGGAAGCAGACUUCACUUUUCUUCAGCUAGUUCUUCACUCAGUACCAUAGUACCGUUUACCUGACAUAAUGUUUUCCCUCUGCAGAAAAAUAAAAUAACCAUGAAAAUAACAGAAUGCAAAUGAACACGAAUUUUAAAGGAGGGAUCUGUGAUCUAGAGACUAGAGUGCUUCGUGAUCUCUCCUUCAAAUCCAUGUGGAUAUUGUGCUUCUCCAGUGAAAUGGUUUUCCCAAAGAAGAAAAACAUUUGAAACAGAAUCAGUCCACAGAGAACGAUUAUAUUCCUAUGAGCAAUGCCAUGUGUUCUUGACAGCAUAGCUACAGUGGGUACUUCUCCCUCUGAAAGAAUCCCAUGUGGCACCAACUCACCUGGGAGAUGAUGCUAUGGAGCAAUUGAACUUAUAGCCUUGGAAAAUAGUUGUUGUUGAUUCUCAGAAAACAGUGCUGCAGGUUUAAAGCUGUAGAGCAGGGUUGAUGAUUGUUGCAAUUGUGCACAUACAUCAGGUUAUCCCCUUAAAAGUGUGUAUUCGUGAAUAGCCUCCAAAAGAUAGUUUCAAAAAUAAAUAAAUAAUCUAUCAGCUCAGUGUACUUGGUGCAGAUGUGUCAUGUUUAGCAAUUUACAUUGAGCACAGCAUAUUAGACUAAUUCUGUGUGUGUGUGUGUGUGAGAGAGAGAGAGAGAGAGAGAGAGAGAGAGAGAGAGAGGUCUCUAGGCUCUUCAGAAUUGUGGGAUAAUUGCCAUUUGUUUUUCUCCUUCACCUUUCUGCUCUUUUGAAAACAACUAGCAUUCCGCAAGGGGAUUUCAGUGAUGAAAGGUGAAGUGAAGACUCCACUGGCAAUUGGAUAUUUUGGCUUAGUAGAGUCAUUGCUGCUUGAAAGAGAAAUUGGCUUCCCUAGAGAAUAUGUGGGCAAUAAAGAAAUAAAGUCACAGAUGAGUUUGUAUAAGAGCACAUAAAAACUCACCCCUUUUGUCAUAGUCAUCUAUGUGGGGAAACAGAGAACUAAAUGGCUCACUAGUAGCAUGACCGUUAUAUUUGUUUAAGUCAUUUUACAAAUCCACACCUCUUUUAGAAGUGUUUAUUUCCCUGAGGAGACAAGCAAAGGGUUCUGUCUUACAAGUCAAGUAUGCCAGCCUGUAACAGGAUUAAAUGGUGCUUUGCUGUUGGACUGAAGUAUGAAAAAUGCCCUUAGCAUUAGGUCAGGAUGUGAGGAAGUACUCUGGAGAAAUCAAGCUGACCUGGGGGCUACAAUUUUAAGCCUUGCCAGAAGAUGUCUGUUUGGGCUUUCAGGACUGCUUAAGGAAGUUAUGGAUCUAAAAAUUCCCUUGGUGAUUAGGUUAAAUAUGCCUUUGAUAGUCCAACUGUUAAUGUGUUAGUUUGUAGUAGCAAAAUAAUACUAAAUAGUUAACAAGUCACAAAGAUGUGACCCUGUCUUAAUGAUCCACUGGGUUGUCUGUUGGUGCCUACGGCUUUAAAUGCUCCAAGGCAUUUGUUGGAUGCAUGCUUCCCUGAUCUACUGUGGGCCUCUUUUGCCCACCCCCAUGGUCAGCAAGAACGUGUGAAUGGGAAAGAGGAUAGGCAAGAGCACUUGAACAGAUCUGUCCUGGAAAAUCUCAAUGUUGAACUAACCCAGGGAAGCAUUUCCGAUUCCCAUCUUGCUCCUUGAUCGGAACAAGAAGUGGUUGUACAUAUUACCGUAUUUUUCCGUGUAUAAGACGAGCUUUUUUGACCCAAAAAUGAGGUUCAAAAUUUAGGGUCGUCUUAUACACGGGUAGUGCUGAGGGGGAACAGGUGAAUGAUUUUUUGGCACGAGCCCAAGAUUGUAAGUGGCGAUUGGCCACUUGAUUGUUGGUGGCGGGGAGGCCGAAAAUCACUCAGCCACCAGAAUGCAGCACACAACCGCUCGCUUCGCUUACAAUUGCCGCUUCCAAUCUCGGGCUCGCACUUAAAAUCUCGGGCUCGCACUUUGUUCCAGCGGGUGAGCAAUUUUCGGCAUUUGCCGCCUGAUUAUUGGGGAAGGGGGAAUGCCGAAAAUUGCUCACCCGCCAGAACUCAGCACACAACCACUCACGUCGCAGCUGCCUGAUCGCUGCCAUUAGCCCUCCCAAUUCCGCUGCAGCAACCAAUAGACAUCUGUCCUUGUCGCAGCAAGCGGGAGCGUGAUUGGCAGCUGCUGGCGGUGAUCAGGCAGCUCAUAGGUGCUUUCUGCGACACAAGCUCCAAGUGACUGUGGAGGCCAAUUCUGGAUCCACAUGUCCUUUCACAGUGGGGACAUUCCUUUCUGGGUGGGAGUUGAUCACAGUGUGGAUUUGCCAAGUGUGCCUUCCUCCUAGCACGUUUCUCCCUUGUGUCCUGAGUUCGAGUGUCUUCAAAGCCCAUGACACCUGUGGUAAAGGCUGUUCUCCAAUUGGAGUGCUCGCAGGCAAGUGUUUCCCAAUUGUUGGUGUUUAUACUACAUUUUUUUAAAAAAUUGCCUUGAGACAGACUUUAAACCUCUUUUGUUGACCACCAGCAUUACGCUUUCCAUUUUUAUGUUCGGAAUAGAGCAGUUGCUUUGGAAGACGAUAAUCAGGCAUCCGCACAACAUGACCAGUCCAAUGAAGUUGAUGUUGAAGAAUCAUUGCUUCAACACUGGUGAUCUUUGCUUCUUCCAGUACAGUACACUGGUAUUAGUUUGCCUGUCUUCCCAAGUGAUGUGUAAAAUUUUUCGGAGACACGGUUGAUGGAAUCUUUCGAGGAGUUGGAGAUGGCAUUUAUAAUGCAAUGUUGAACACAUUUUAUUGUCUGCAUGCAACAUGCCACCCUCCUCCUCCUGGCCACUUCAGGCUCAGAAAUUGUGUUGUUUCAUGCCUGCACCCUACUCCACUCCACUUCCAUGCUCCAUCUCCCAGUGUUUUUGGUUUUGCAGUCACUCACUGUGUUUUUUAUGUACAAUAUAUACAUGGUCUUUUGUAUGUAAUAAAUCAGGCUUUUAAAAAAAGGAAGGAAGGAAAAAGAAAGAGAGAGAGAGAGAGAGACUGGAUGUACAGGAGCAGCUGAUGAGUAAGUUGUUGCUUGAUAAAAAAGAAAACAGCAGUCCAGUGUAAGCAAAGUUUGAUCACACCAGAAGCAUUUGUGGCAAGAGAAUGUGCUUUGAAGUGACAGCAGUGUUACUCAGCCAUAUUCAGGUGGUCUUGCCAAUAUUAAAUUCAUGGGUUUUGAAAGUACAAAAUGGCACUAUUUCCUUCAACGGGCUUUGUGAAGGAAUGUAACUUUUCAGUUAUUUCUUAAUUCUGUUUUUGUUUGUAAAAAUGGUUGUCUUCAGUUAGAGCAGGAUUGGGGAACCCCCAGGCCUCACUAGACCACAUCUCUUCCCUCAGGCCACACCCCUCACUGGUCCAGAUCUGCACCCUCUCAAGUGUUUUUGCCUGGCUAGAAUGUGUUCUUGAACUAGAUGGAUGGUGGAGAAGCUAUCGGACAUGAAAGUCAUGCACAACAUGUACUGAAAAGACUAGGUGGCUCCUUUCCUGGGGAUCAAGCUAAUCUGUCCAUCCUCAGUGAAUUUAACACGAGAGACUCCUAUGCAAGAGUCAGAAGCCCCCCUUCAAAUGAGCCCCACCAUUUGGUCCCUCUCCAACUUCCCAUCCCCACUGGCUCCAUCCUUGCACAUCGGGAAGGGAAGGGAAGAACAUAAGCAUAUUCAGUUGAAUAUGCAUUGGCUCUUCCAUGCAGUUCAGAGCCCACUGUGAUCAGGCCUCCCAGUCAGAUACAGUGUGAUCUGGGUACCUCUUCAGACCUUUUGCCCAAUGUAUGAAGGUCUGGGGAUGUUGAUGGAGCUCCACUCCUCCUCACAUACCUUCUUGGAAUACAGGGUGAGGUUAACUUCUGAAAUAGCCUGAAGCAGACUGCAGCAACAGUGGUUUAUGACCCCAAACUAUCAGAAUGCAGCAGGCGUUUAGAGCUCUUAUUAGUUAGCUAACUCUGGCAAUGCAAUAUUGUAAUGUGGAAGGUGACCUUAGGAAUUGCUAUGAUGGAGUGUGUCAGGUGCUGUAGUGCUACUAUCUAACUAAGCAUGGUUUUACCCUUGGGUUACAUAGGCCUUCAAACAUUGUAUAAUCAAAUAAUACACCCAUACAAAUAUCCAGUGACAUUUUUAUGACUUACGGUUGGGGAAACUGUUUUCUUGUCUAUGCAUUUAUUUGUUAUCUUUUUACCCUGCCUUUCCUCCCAUUGGAGCCCCAGGUGGCAUACAUAUUGUAUAAAAUAUAUAGUAUUUGGAGGGUUGGUGCGUGGAUACAGAUAACUGAGGUGUGUGUGUGUUGAGACAAAGAGACAAAGCAAACUGUAUGCAUGUCAGUGAGCUAGAGUUAUAAAGGCACAAUAUAUGUGGUUGCUCUGCUCUGAAUAGUACUUUAGGUUUAGAAACCAAACUCCUACCUUUUUGUUGGAGCUAAUUGAGCCUAAACUGUCCCCAAAGGAGCCGAGCAAAAAUGGAAAUGAGAGAAAGGUGAUUAGAUGUUACCGUGAUGGUGUACAACAAAAGCUGAUAGCUAUCAGAAGGGAGGAUGGAUAUUCUUCCAUCACUACUUUAGUACAACAAUAAAGGAAAUCACAGUGAGAUCAUAUAAUUAUGUUGCUAAUUAUAUUGUUUCUCAUGUUAGCAACACAGAAAUCUGUGCAACAUAAUGUAUCCUGGAUAAAGGAAUUGACUUGGAAAGGAGCCAAAUGCAGACAAUCUUAUAGUCAUGUUUUCUUUUUCCUCCUGCCACUUUUAUUCUGUUUCUUUUCUCAGUACUAUGAACCAGUUCACACAUGAGAAGGCCCAGCCAUGGGUGCCUUGGGAGUUUGCAGGUCCCCCACUGGGUUUGAAGCCAGGCCUGCAGAGAGAUGCCAUUCAAAUGAGUUGCUGCCUUCAUAUCAGAUAUAGAUAAAUAGAGAUAUGUCCUGAUUUUUGCAAACCGGGGUUUCUCAUCAAGAAUAAGUGCAGCUCCAUGUAUUUCACCAAUGGUGUAUAUUGCUUUGCAAAUGUACCACCUUUUAAUAUAAUUUGAAAUAAAGAAGACAUUCCAGUGUGAGAAAUUCUGAAACAAUAACAAAACAGUAGUACUGUAAUAUUGUGUUCUGUGGAGCUGUGUGUUCUCUCUCUCUCUCUCUCUCUCUCUCUCUCUGUGUGUGUGUGUGUGUGAGAGAGAGAGAGAGAGAGAGAGACAGACAGACAGACAGAACCUGACAUGUCGACCCAAAAACUCAUUUGGUACCACCUCCCUUUUUCCUCAGUAAAUGUCUGUAUAGCCUCCAAAAUUCUUAAUUAUGAUAUGGAUAGUUAGAUAGUAAAAUUAACAAAGGCAAAGGCAACAUGAAAGGAAAGAAGGAAUUGCUGUACAGCUGUAUUUUUAAACUUCCUGGAAGAUCUGAAUUUAUGAUCAGUAUACUAUCCAGUUAAUGUAAUUCAACAGGUGUGGGGAACCUUUGUUCCUGAACUACAACGUCGUUGCCGGCCAUUGGCCAUGUUUUUCUGGGGCUGAUGAAAGUUCUUGUUCAACAAAUCGAUUCCGCUUCCAAGUGGGACCGGGUUGCUCUUGGGCCAUCAAGUCCCACCCCCACCUCAGCGUGGUGCAGGGUAGUGUCCUGUGUCACACUGAGGGUCUCCCAGCCACGCCAUUGUUUUUGGAGAAUGCAGUACAGAUCACAAGGCAUCACCUACAGGUCAGCAAAUGUCCCCACUUCCCACUAUAGUAAUACAAAUAAGUAGAAGCUUUGUGGUGUGUGCCCAUGUUCAGUGCUGCUGCUUAACAUAUGUAUGCUUUUAUGUAUGCAUGAAGCCACAACAGUCUACACCUAGCAUCCUGAUUUUUAAGAUGAUGUGUUGACGUGAAUGUGAAUGCCCAUCAUGCAAGUAAAGUUCAGGAAGCUGCAGAGUGAGUAAAUAAUGAUGUGUGCUUAAGUUCCCUGGAUGCUUAUUAUUUAUCUAUUUAAUAUGCUUUAAACAGCCUUUUGAAUAUGUAAUCAGGGAAGCCAAAGAGAGAUUAAAGGGUGGACCUUUCCCCCUCUUUCUAUGCAUGUACAUCAGGUCAUUUUUUUAGCACUUGCUCUGAAGCACUUAUACCACCCACACAGCUGUUGACCGUGGCACUGUUCACAUUGGCAGUUACCUGGAGGUGAUAAGAGAAGCAUCCCUAAUUAUACCUGUCAAAGUGCAUGAGGCUAAGAGUAAUCUCAAAACACAUUCUAAAAGGAUGAGGCCUUCCUGUGGCUAUAAUAUGCACUCACCAUUCAGUAAAUAGCUGCCUUUGUGAAUUAGGAUGACAUUCAAGAUCCUCAAUCUGCCCCUGAGCUGCCUCUCCCUCUUAUUUUCCUUCUAACCCAUUAAGGCAGACGUUAAGCAGUUCUGAAAUGCUGUGUGUGAAAAAAGGGCACACAUUCUAGGAGCAAAUUGCAGGGUGUCUAUAUGACCUCAAAGGUUCACCGCUGUCUUUCUCUUUUCAUCUCAGACAUGAAUGUCAUCAUCGUAGGGAUUAUGCUGGAUGACAGAUUUACCUGCUUAAAUACAGAAAUGUGGGGGGAAAGAAAUAACAGCCUGUUUACCCAUCAGUUUAAAAGCAGAGUGUGUGGAAAUUUGUACUUUAUUUGAGCCAGGUGUGAGGUUCCUACCUGUACAUGAUUUUUAUUGAAUGUUUAUAAUUCAGGAGCAAUACCUAUAAGUAAGUAGAAAAGAAAACCCAGUUUGAAUGAAACUCUUCAGUGAUUGUCUUGAUUGUGUGACAAGUUUCAAUCAAUUGCCUUCAGUUCCAAAAAUAUGCUUUUUAGCUGGGCAGGCAAUCAAGAGCAGUGGCAAAUAUGCUUCAGGGAGGGGGGAGAUUGUUUUGCAGGGUAAAUAGUUGUGUAGAAAACAUAAUAUUGCUUUGUUUACCAGCUCUGCUCGGAAAGCUGAAAUUGCUGAGUAAGGGGAUAUCAGUUUAUUUAGCAUGUGUUCGAUUCUCCAACACAGAAGUAUUUCCAGGGUAAAAAGAAUCUAGGCUUCCCAUACGUCAGGAAAAUUCCUGAUAUGUCCCUGUUUUCAGGUGUAAAAAUAGUGUCAGAGGGAAUUUUGGCGAAUGGGCAGAUUGUCAGGGGGAACACAGAUGUAUGGCAACAUGAUGGAAAAAGCAGCAGAAACAGCCCCAAAAACUUAAAAUCACUAUUUUGGGUUUAAAACGUCAAGGUGCCGGUCGGGGGAAGCACUUACGCUCAGCCUACGUUCUUGACAUAGAGAUCGUCAUGCAACAACAUAAACAGGACAGAGUAAGACCAGCAGGUUAAAACACAGAUGAUGAAAUGACUCAGCAACGGUUUUAAGGGCGGGGCAGAAAUGACAUCAAAAUAUGUGUCAGACACACAUCCCUGGAGAGAGCAUUCCCUUAACAAGGCAAUGAGGAUGCUCCUUUCAGUGGUCCCCAUCUUUUUCCCUGAAAAUGCCCAACAUAUAAUGCUGUUCUGAGGAAUGCCAAGAGGAUGUCCGGCACUGUCAUGAAUAGUAAGUAAAAAUAACUGCCCCCUGUCACCACAAAUGAUAAGCCUGUCCCUAAAUUUCAAAGAAUUUUGCUCCCCAACCAAAAAAUAAUCACCAGUUUCAGGUAUUCCUGAAUUCCCCUGCUGAGAAGUUCUUAAGUGAGAGCUUUUUUUCUGAACCCUAAGCCAUAUUCACCCCAGGCAUUCAAAGUAUCAUCAUACCAUUUCAACGAGUCAUGGCUUCCCCCAAAGAAUUCUGGGAGCUGUAUUUUGUCAAGGGUGCUGAGAGUUGAUAGGAGACACCUAUUCCCCUCGCAGAGCUACAGUUCUUAGAGUAGUUUGAUGAUCAAUCCAUCUUCCCAGGGAACUCUGACAAUUGUAGCUCUGUAAGGAGAAUCGGGGCCUCCUAACAAUUCUCCACACCUUUAACAAAUAACAGUUCCCAGAAUUCUUUGAGGAAAGCUGUGACUGUUUAAAAUUGGCACCAUAAAUGUAUGGUGUGAAUGGGACCUUAAUGUAUAUAAUAAAGCCUGUAGCACAAGUGUGGUUAGGGAUUGAUGUUAGUCUUGUAAAGAUUCAGUAUUUUGAUUGUACACUUUUCCACUUGUUUCCCUCAGACUGCUAAGGCUGGCGGGGGGGAGAGGGGGGAAUGACCAGGCAGUCAAACUGCAGAACCGUGAAAAGGUCAUAUAAUGAAAUGUAUAAUGUAUUUAGUGCGUAUUACGCAGCUGUCUUCCCCUGAAUUUAUGGAGGGUUUAAAAACCUCUUGCAACAAAGAUCAUAAUGGGAACUGAAAAUGCCACAACAUAAAUUGAUUUUGUGCUAAUGAUUGUGACAAGAAUUGAAAAUAUAUGGAUGCAAACAUUACCUUUUACACUUAAAACCUGUCUUGAGACAUUAUGUAAAUGUAAUUGCAUGGCCUGCUUCAUAUCGUUACUACCCUAGCUUUAGAGAUAGAGAGAUAUGCACACAUACACACGUAUAUGCAAAGAGAUAGGGUGGGAAGAGACGGUUUUCUCACAGGUGUCUGUUUGGCCACUGUGAGAAUACGAUUCUGGACUAGAUGGGCUGUUGACCUGAUGCAGCAAACUCUUCUUAUAUUCUUAUGUAUUUAUAACAUCAAAUCAGACAACUUUAAACUACUCACUCCUAUUGACUUUACCAAGAGGAUAGAACAUGCUUUGGUGUAUGAUGGAAGACUAAAUUAAGAAGGCAAACUCAAGUCUCCUGUGGGCUCAAGAUCCAAAAAUUCGAUAAUAUAGCUUUCCCCCAUUCAUUGCAUGGAGCAAGUAGCAGACUGGUCAGUUCUGAGGAUUAUGAGAUUGCAAGUGUGCAUCUCCUUUGUCUAUUUAUUUUAGCAAUUUACUUCCUACUUCUUUCCAGGGUGGCUUACAAAGAGUUAAAAUCACAAUGUCUCAAGGCAUUACUUGGGCUUAAAGCUUAAGUUGCUUGAGCUCAUUAUUUGAGCUCUGAACUCAAUUGCAGAGAGCAAAGGCUGUAUGUGUACAAAAGGGGGCUAUGCACAACCCACCCACCCCCAUUUCCCAAAAUGCCCAUGUGCAUUGCCUGUAUGUGUGUGUGUGUAUAGGUGGGAAGCCCUAUGACAUUCUCCAAAUGUGAAUGCUGCACAUCAUCUCCUCACAAAUAAUGGUUAAGCAGUAGUGGGACAUAAUGGCCUCUUUUUAAAAUAAUGUUAACCAUUGAUGAGAUAUAGAUAGAGAGAUACUUCAACUCUCUGCUAAGAGACAAACUAGUAAAAAGGUGAAUGGUGAAGGUUAAACCUCAUGUAUGUGUAUGUAUGUAUGUAUUUGUGUGUGUGUGUGUGUGUGUGCAGUGGUACCUCUGGUUACGUACUUAAUUUGUUCCGGAGGUCCAUUCUUAACCUGAAACUGCUCUUAACCUGAAGCACCACUUUAGCUAAUGGGGCCUCCUGCUGCCGCCGCACCGCCGCCACACGAUUUCUGUUCUCAUCUUGAAGCAAAGUUCUUAACUCGAGGUACUAUUUCUGGGUUAGCAUAGUCUGUAGCCUGAAGCGUAUGUAACCUGAAUCAUAUGUAACCCGAGGUACCACUGUACAGUCAUACCUCGGGUUGAAGUAGCUUCGGGAUGAAUAUUUUUGGGUUGUGCUCCGUGGCGACCCAGAAGUAACGGAGUGCGUUACUUCCGGGUUUUGCCGCGUGCACAUGCGCAGGCGCUCAAAAUGACAUCAUACACAUGCACGGAAGCGGCGAAACGCAAGCCACGCACGCGCAGACGCGUAGUCGCAUCUUACAUUCACUUCAGGAUGUGAACGGGGCUCCAGAGCAGACCCGUUCGUAAUCCAGAGGUACCACUAUGUGUGUGUGUGUAGAUAUAGAUAUAGAUAUAGAUAUAGAUAUAGAUAUAGAUAGAUAUAGAUUGUGUAAGAUAUGCAUAUGGUCAGAAUGAAAGCUUUCAAGCUUCAGCAGUAAGUGCCAUAUUCAAUUUCUUAUGUUCAGGGAAGAAAUUGUUACAGGAGUGGUAAUGAUGGAACGGGAGGUGGGGGAGGGAAAUAUGACAGUUAGAUGAAAAUUACCACAUUAAGAUUUGCCCAUAUCUGCAUUUUCAGCAGAACCCUUUGAAACUGAAACAACUAAAUCAUAUGAAGAGCUAUGGGAUUUUAAGUUCUCUUGACUGUGCUGUGCUAAUUGGAAGGCUUUAUGAAAGAGAAAGGGAAAUAGACCUAUCUGGAAAAUGAGCAUAUUGUUGAAUAAAUAAAAAUGAAUAAGGCACUGUUGCAGUAAAUUUAAGGCCUUCUGCAAAAAAGAAAAAAAAGGGGGGAGGAAUUGUCUUCUUUAGGCCAAAAUGAUGAGAAAUCUUGUGCAAAGGACAGCUACCACAUGAAAACAAGUUCAUAAUCAAUGCAAGCUUGAGUGCAUGUGAAUUCAGUUGCCUUAUACUGCAUCAGCCACUGGUCCUUUUAGCCCAAUGAAAGGGGUCUUUCCCAUCAUCUAUGUCUUGGUGUAGUGGUUAAGAGCAGUAGUCUCGUAAUCUGGGGAACCGGGUUCGCGUCUCCGCUCCUCCACAUGCAGCUGCUGGGUGACCUUGGGCCAGUCACACUUCUUUGAAGUCUCUCAGCCCCACUCACCUCACAGAGUGUUUGCUGUGGGGGAGGAAGGGAAAGGAGAAUGUUAGCCGCUUUGAGACUCCUUAAAGGGAGUGAAAGGCAGGAUAUCAAAUCCAACCUCUUCUUCUUCUUCUUUAACUGGAGAUACCUAGGAUCAAAUCUGUGAGCUUAUGCAUGCAAAGCGUGAGCUGCUUCACUGAGCUAGAGCCCCUACUCUUUACUCUUAGAACAGUAGAUGAAAACCCUUUCUAAGCAUCUCAGUGCUAAGAUUGGAGAUAAGCAUCUAUCCGCUUUUUAACAGUAAAAGGUAGCAUGUGGAGGCUCAUUUCCAAUUUUAGGCAGAGACCUAUCUAUGUGCUGUGGUUCCACAGCACUGCACUCAAGAGAUAACUGCCUGCCUGCUCUUUAAAAGGCAGCAGACAUGGACUUGGUGCUGUGGGACCACAGUGCUAAGUUCAGAGAUAACUCUCUGCUACUACUUUAGUGUCAAAGGCCAGGCAGAAGCUUAUCUCCAGUUUUGUCACUAUAGUCCAACAGCACUAAGAUUAGGGAGAAAAGCAAUGCAUCCCAGUCUUUGACCAUAAAAGGCAGCAUUGCCACCCAUUCCUAAAGCUAAAAGGUAAAGGUAAAGGACCCCUGACAGUUAAGUCCAGUCACGAACGACUCUGGGGUUGCGGCGCUCAUCUCGCUUUACUGGCUGAGGGAGCUGGCGUUUGUCCACAGACAGUUUUUCCAGGUCAUGUGACCAGCAUGACUAAGCCGCUUCUGGUGAAACCAGAGCAGCGCACAGAAACGCCGUUUACCUUCCUGCCAGAGCGGUACCUAUUUAUCUGCUUGCACUUUGACGUGCUUUCGAACUGCUAGGUUGGCAGGAGCUGGGACCAAGCAAUGUGAGCUCACCCCGUCGUGGGGAUUCGAACUGCCGACCUAUCAGCAAGCCCUAGGCUCAGUGGUUUAGACCUAAAGCUAGCAAUGGCUAAAAAGCUAGAGAGGUAGCACAGGCUAGCUUUUUGCCACUACUAUCAGAUGCUGCAAAAGGCCUGUGUGUCAACUUCCUAAGUGUAUAAACAACUGAGAGGUUGAGGUGUGCCAAGUGUUAUUCUGUUUUAAUCCUUAGCGCAACAUUGUAAAAUAAGACAGUAUUGUUAUUCUCUGUAAUGCCAAUAGGAGAACUGAGGCUGGGAGAGAGUGGCUUACCUGAGGCCAUAUAAUGGGUUUGUAGCACAGGUAAAAUUUAAACUAGAGACUUCCUGAUCUGUAGCUCAGUCUCUUGCAGUGCAAUCCUAAGCGUGUCUACUCAGAUGUAAGUCCUAUUAAAUUCAGUGGGACUUACUUGCAGAUAAAUGGGGUUAGGAUUGCAACCUUAACCACUAGAUGCUGCACAACACACUACUAUAUUAUUAAAUUCUGAAAACAUGCAUUGCCUGAAAAAUCGGUUUCUGUUCAUGAUAACAUUAUACUGUCAGAAUCAUUAUGCAAUGAGGAUGUAACGUAUGAUGAUCCUAUGCAACAUUCAUUUCCAGGUGCACCCAACCUAAAUACAGUACUAUAAUUUUAGUGGUAAUUCUACGUGUCAGGCUAUGUUAAAAAGACAGUAUCCCGUAUGAAGUUUUUCACUGCCUUCAUUCUGAAGCUCACAGAGGACCAGUGAUCAUUAGAGGUUUUUGACUAAGGCCAAGAUGAGGACAGCCUUAGAUCAGAAACCAAAGAAGCAGAGACCAGAAACAGAAUAAGUAAAGUGAAAAACAUUUCAAAGUGGUGCCAUAUUAUUCUUUAUUUCCUCAUUAUUUUGCCAUCUCCUUGAAUUAAAUUCAUAUUUCCCAUAGGAAUCACACCAAUUUAAAUAAUCAUUCCUUAGUUGAAGUCAUGCAAUUUCAUCCUAUUAUUUUAAUCCAUUCAUCUGAUUACCAAAGUAGAGCUGAUAUUUAGUUUCCUUGUGUUACUACUGCAAUCCAGUCACUAAUCGGUGACGCCUGUGAAAGUGCUAAUAUUUUGCUCUAUGAGAUUGUAGCAGAUAAUUUGUUGUUCUGAUUUUCAUAGACAGAUGAAUAUGAUAAAAGGGUAACUUUCUCAUAAAAUGCCAACAUGUUUGAUGCGGCAGACACAUUUGACAAGUAAACAGGACACCUGAUUUAUAGUACACCAUGUGGAACUUGCUGUGAUUAGACUUUUAAUGAUGAUAAAAUGUUUGUGACUAAGACACAAGGAGGACAACCACAUAUUUUAUAAUAAACAAGAGCAAGCAGCAGAAUCUGCCCACAUCAUGAUAUCUGUAGCAAGGCUUAUUUUCUUCAACUAAGUUUACUCAUUCAAGAAAUAACAUAACAUGCUUAAAAGAAGACAUUUUUAUUGACAUUUAUCUUGCCUAGAAGAUACCAGAUUUCUCUAUAAAGAAUUCAUCUCAUAUUGUGGGCUAGAUAAAAUAAAUUAACAUGAAGAGGUUUUAGUCAAUGCAUUAUGCAUUGUUCAGAUCUGCAGCCAGAAUGCCAGUUUAUACUUUUGCUACUGGAAGGGAAGCUCUUUGCUUCCUAAGUGACCCACAUAAGAGACAGUACCCCAGCAAACAAGCCUCAGCCGUGGUCUACACGUAUACAGUUGUACCUUGGUUCUUGAAUUUAAUCCAUUCCAGGAGUCCGUUUUGACUCCCGAAAUGGUUCAAAAAACAAGGUGCAGCUUCUGAUUGGCUGCAGGAACCACAUCAGACGUUCAGUUUCCAAAAAACAUUCGCAAACCGGAACACUCACUUCUGGGUUUGUGACGUUCGGGAGCCGAUUUGUUUAACAUCUAAGGCAUUCAACUACCAAGCCAGUGUUAAAAUGGAUUGUACCAUGAGACUAAAAGUGGGGGCUUUUGUUUCGGAAUGCUCUCUUAUUCCCUGCAAGAAGAUGUAGAUAUCAGGGGCAUCUGUUGUAGCCAUUCCCUUGUCCCUGCUGUGGUAGUUUACAAUUUACAGAGUGAUGUUAUUGUUAAUUCAGGGGCAUAUUUAGAAAAGUGAUUUCCUGCCUGAAGCCUAAAAUUUUGCUUUCCGUUCUACCACCUCAGGACUCUACCACCUCAUUCCAGAAAUUGAGGGUCCCAAUAGAAUACAUAUGCAGUUGACAUGCAGCUGCUCCUUCUUUUUCUGAACCAGUGUAUAAGGAUAGUUCAGAAGUGAAUGUGGACAAAUUUAGGCUUAAUCCAGACAAGAUAGAAUUGCAGAUACCAGGCAGAAGAGUGAGCUGUUGGGUAAGCUCUGUUCUUCCCUGCCUUUGCUCCAUUAUGAACACACAGGCCAGGCUCCAGUUUCAGAACAGAUUCUUACUAGGGAUUCCUUUCUUUAACAUAUACUGGUGUUUUUUUUCUGGAGACCUUAACAUGUGAGACACAACUUGCCCAACUAGAAAUAUACUUUGCCCCUUCUGUGCCCUCCUUCCAGAGCUGAUCUUUUUUUCCUGAUGCCACCACUACCUCCAUCACUUUCUCCCUGGCUGUCUGGUAUAGUCAAGGGAAGGACACCUAUUUCUGCUGAAGGUGAUGCCUGCUCUCAACUUAGGAUAGGAGGUCCAGAAAAGCAGCCAGGGGAAACUAGCCUUGCCUUGUCUGGUGCCUCAUCUCCCAUUGCUUAAUAUAAAGAUACAGCUGUUCAUUGAUUUCCCUAUAAUACUCACUGGGGAGGCAUGAAACUUCAGUUUUCUGAACUGGGCUUCUAAAUUGGACCUGCAGUGAAGUAGGCAGCCAUCGAAGUGGUUCAAGCCAAACUGAGCUGAUUUCUGAAUUGGGAGUCCUAAUCAUAUUUGUGGUUGGUACACACCCCAAAUUCCUACCCCUCCUCUAAUAAAUCACCCAAGCUUAAUUUUUUUAAAAAAAUUAAGGUCCACCCCCAGGACCUAGAAUAUCUGCUAAGUUACAUGUUUGUUUGGCAGCCCCCUAUAAAAAAGAAAAUCCAUUAAAAGAAAUAUUAAAAUAUUGCUCUGCUCAGCAUGUGGAAAUAAUGGCUUUCUGCCUGCUACCACAGCCAGCCAGUUGACUUUCUGCACAGCCAGGUAAAGAGGAAGGUAGUUAUUUGUUUGUAAAAACAAAGGCUGGCCAAUCCACACUCUGCACAUCUGGACAGGAAGCGCUGUUAGUCUAACCACCAGGCAAAUCAGGAUGAAUGCUGAACAAACAGAUUGUCUGGAUGAACCUUAAGUACUUUGACCAUGACAAAGUGGAUGUGUAGAGCAUUUCCUGGCAGACACAGUUCUGUGGAUCAGUAAUAAACCUCUUAUUGCCCAAUUAUCAUGUACCAGUUGAUCAUUGGUAUUUGCCAACUGCAAAUACAGGAUCUGGAAAAAAGCAAACCAGCUGUUGUCCUGCCAGAGUUUAUGCCAAGGAUUGGAAUACCAUUGGCUUGGAGUCAUCCCAUGCCCAUGUAUAAAGCACUACACACUCUGGAUUUGUUCCUCUCACUUUUGGCCACAUGAGAGGGGUGAGGGUGAGAGAGGCAAAUACAGAUGUAACUGGGUAACAGGAAUGCCACCUGUCAGAAAAACUAUUUGAAUGCAUUGCUGCCACUUGUGUGGUUUGUUAUUGGUCCAAUUCCCUCCACACAAAAGCUUCAAGGGAGCAGGGAGACCUCUGUUUUUAUAGUAAAAUUUGAGCAACUGUAGUUAAUUUCAGGCUUAGCUUCCCUAGCUUUACGCCAGUGUAGAGGUUCCAAGGAAAUGAACUGUCAAAUGUAAUUUUUGUCUAUCUCUUAAAGGAAGGAAAAAAGCUUGAUAGAAUUUUAUGCUUAUAGGAUUAAUCUGCCUAGCGGAUCAGCCAUACAACACAAUUUUAAUUACACUUACCAUCCUUCACUGCAUUCUUUCAUUCUCUGGCUGAAUCGUAUCGGAGCGAAGGUCUGUGAGAUGUGUUGUGGUCUGCUAAGCACCAAGUCUGAAAGUUUGCUUUGUCAUUGUUUUAAAUAAAUAAAACUCACACUGGUGUUUUAGAGAGCAGUGGCGAUUAUAUAAAAAGAUGUUGCAUAUGUGGCAGACACAAGCUACACAAACUACUACAUGUUUUCCUUUCCUGAGGGGGUUGAGGAUACUGAAGAAUCACUGGCAGAACUUUCAGAAAUGAAUGACAACAGAGGAAGUGCAGAAGUGCUGAAGCAGACCAGAAGCAUGUUAUGGAAGAUAAUUAUUGCCAGUUGUUCAUUAUGUAUCAUGCUAUGGUUAAGUGAGUUUUAUUGCCUUUAUUUGCAUUGUAACUAGAAUUUUCCUGGUCGUCGCAUGUCACUGCUGUAUCUUUCCAGUAUCUAAAUGUAAAUCUGUUGUAGCUGCCUUUAUCAAUUCAGAUUUUUUUUUAAAAAAACCCACAAAGGAAACAAAUGAAGGCUUGUCACUUAAGAUAACUAUGAACUGACAAGUUUUUCUACACACAUCAUUUGCCAUGUAAAAUAUUGAGGUGGCUACAUUGCAGAUGCCUCACUUAAAUGCUGUUGCCUCAUAAGCAGAUAAUUUUGUAACUUCAUUUUACAACUGAACACACCCAUACAAAUACAAUGACAUUUUUCUUUUUGUUCAAACUGAACUGAGAAAACAUAGUCAAGGAGAAUAUUUAUUUCUAUGUAGUUGUGGUAUUCCUAUCCUGCAACUUCUGUGCUGUGGUUUUUCCGCAGUCGGUACACCAUAGUCACAUUCAUAACAUACAUUUAAUGCACAUAUAAAGUACAUGAAUUUCAUCAAAAAAACCUGGAAACUGUAGUUUGUGAAGGGUGCUGGGAAUCAUAGCUAUCUGAGGGGUAGACAACACUUCCCAGGAUUCCUUGGGGGAAGCCAUCUUUGUUAAGUGUGCUUUAAAUGUAUUGUGUGGAUAUGAGGCCAAUCCACACUGUUUUUCUCUGAUCACAUUAAGGCAAUGUUGUAUGUAUGAUAAGUUUGUUAUUUCUCAAUGUCCGUAGUAUAGAGUCUUUAUGGGACCCCACAUAGAAAAUUAUGUCAUCAUAAUAUUUUAUACUGCCUUGGUUCGAAUAUACUGCUAGGAUUUGCCUCCGUUCUGGGUUUUCCUACAUGUAGUGUCUGAGCAUGCUGAAAACUUUUGUACAUGCUCAGUAGGGAUGGUUGAAGCACCUGCCCUUACUCACAGGAUAAGCAACCUUAAAAAUAAAAUAUUUAAGUUCUGCAAGUGGUUCUUCAGUAUCCUUAACCCCCUCCAGAAGGAAAAAUGUAGUAGUUUGUAUUUGCCACAUAUGUAACGUCUUCAUAAAUAAGUGCCACUGUUCUCUAAAACACCAGUGUGAAGAUUUUGAUCACCUGAAACAGGUGUAUGCCUUGUCUAAGGUAAUGUCUGACUGCAACUCCUAGUGAUGCCUCUCCAUGUACCAACUUUUCUCCUUGCCUAGUAAUUUGAGUUCCCCAUUUUUGUGGGACAUCUGAGUUCGCAUUCUGUGGUUCCCACUUCAUGUACAAGAGUGCACUUGUAUUUUUAUAUCAGCUCAGUACUUCUCCAGCUUUGCCCUUUCCCCUUUAUUCAUCUGCCCCUAGUAUCACUACUUAUUUUUCCCCAUUUUAGCUAAGUCCCCCCAUCAGCAAGCUUGAACUUUGUUCUUCCUAGGCAUCUCCCUUUGAAAUCCAGUUUGUCCCUCUUGCCAACAGUUAAAAAGAAUGUUUAAGAUCAGAGUAUCAAUAUAUCAAAUAAAGCUUUCCAGAACGGGUAGGGAUCUUCGUGUCCUACAUAGGAUUAUGAGAACUGAACAAAAGAAGAAAUGUGUAGGGCUAUAAAAGGUUUUUCUUCUGAAUGGAAAUCUUGGCAUGUCAUGUCCGAAACAAACUAUACCAGUGCAAAGAAGGUCUAACUCUGUGGCAUGCUUUACUGAGAGCUGUUCCAUUGCACUCAAUGGGAUGCACUGUUGAGUACGUGUGCUUAGGACUGCAGCCUUAGUCUACCAAUUUUAUCUUUUAGGCAAUCCUACUGUUUGCUUUUCCUGCUGAAAUCCUCUUUCUUAUCAGUGUGCCAGUUCUGCUCAUUUUGCACACCAUCUGGGGAUCAAUACUGAGUCCUAGUACAGCUUUUUUUGCUGCUUAAAGCCGCCAGGAAGCUAAUCUACAGGAACAGUCAAGGAUUUCCUGAGACAUAGAGGAAUUCGUAGAUGCCACUAAGGCUGCACAGGCUCGUGCUUAUUUUGUCUACAAAUCUCUCUGUAGUUCUCAGCCAUUGCUUUCAGAGAUCAUUUUUGACUCGUCAUGAGCAGUGGACAGAUGGUCUUUUCAAGUGCAGUGCCUAACACUUCAUCAGGUCACGUUUCCAGUGAUCUCAUUGAGCCAUGGGUUGCACAGUCUUUAUUGCAUCUCCCAGCAUAGGAAUUAAAGGAACUGACUAUUCAUCCAGCUCUUGGGAAGCAAUAGUGGAAAUGCUGUAACAGAGAGAAGGGCAAAGAGAUCAGGAUUGUACAACAACAAGUAUCAUAAUAAGGUUUAUGCAGUUUAAAAGAAAGACGUGUCAUAAAUGUGAAAAAUAAAUUUUGUAGAAGACGUUAAAAGCUUUUGUGAAGGUACACCCAUAUGUUCAGGUAAAAUUACUUUUCCUUUUAUUAACUACGCACACUCUCUUGCCACCAGUAGCACCGUGGUUGCUUUGUUCUUUAUUGCAGUGUGUACACAGCAGCCAGAUGUAACAUCUUUUCACAUGUGCAAUCCUUAGCGCUGUGAGAAUUAAGACCCCUGAUAAACUGGCCACAGAACUGCAGUGCUAUAUAAGCGAAUUAGCAUUUCAGACAGAAUUUCAUUCAGCCCUGCCAAAGUGGUGAGACCAGCAUCCGAAACAAAAAUUGGUUAACCGAUGUCAGUCUCCAGUGAAGAUACUUGACGUUGAUCGCUCCUCGCCGUGCUCCCCAUAGCCACCUGUCUGCUUCCUGUGUGCCUGGCUUCCCUUCUUUGGGAAUCGCCUUUCAGUGACUGCUGAAAGGGGGAAGGCUGGUGAGGUGUAAACGGGAAGGUUGUAUAAGCUGUGAGCCGAUGGUGGUUAGCAAAGCUUAGGGGGUUCAAAAGGGGUGGAAGGUAGAAAGGAUUGAUGGGCAAAGUGAGCAGGGCCACAUACAUAAAGUGGCAUCAGGUGCUUUAUAAAAUUGCAUUGGCAAGUAAUAGAUGGGUGCCCAAUCUCCCUCUAGGAGCGUGCAAUCUAAACAAGACAAUGGAAAAAAACAGAAGAGGGAAAAGAGACAAGGGUAAUGAAGGGUGACUUGAAUCUACUUCCUAUACAGCACUCCUAUACUCUUCAAAGUCCCAUUGAACUGAGUAGUGCUUCUGAGUAGACAUGGAGGGGUUAGAAGUGCAGAAAUCAAAGACAUUUGCAAACAGUUCUACAUUCAUAGUUUCAUUGCUUCCAAAUAUAUCACCAUUUCUGAAACCAGUAAAAUGUUUUAUUCGUAGCUCAUUUCUCUGUAUCUGUGUGGCUUUUUAGAUUUGGGAUUGCUGGCUUUUCUAAGAGAAGUGAAUUUAUAAAUGCUAAAUGGGAGAAGCCAGGUGCGAGAAGUCACAAUUUUGUUUGUUUCUGAACUUUGUCACCCUGAGCAAUCUGUCCAUUUGGAGAGGGCAGGAUAAGGGGUAGAUGGGUUAUUUCCGUUUUAUUCUUUCAUAGCAAAAGGUCAGAGGACAACAGUUCUAAAUGAUAGGAUGAGAAAUGUCUCAAUCUUCAGACCAUUUUUCCAAAGUAAUUUAAAAAUGCUGCGCUCAAACUUCCAUUGACUUUUAUGGAUUUUGUUUGAUUUAUGUAGACCUAGCUAUUCAUCUUCCACUCAGCUACUUUGCCCAGAUUCUGACGGUGAACUUUUUUUACACUGGUCCCUUACAUAAUUAAGGAACAAGCCUGUGGUCUUCAGAACAGUGUGCAAAAAAUACAUUGUAGAUAUCAGUACAGUGGUACCUCAGGUUAAGUACUUAAUUCGUUCUGGAGGCCUGUUCUUAACCUGAAACUGUUCUUAACCUGAAGCACCACUUUAGCUAAUGGGGCCUCCUGCUGCCGCUGCACCGCAGCUGCACGAUUUCUGUUCUCAUCCUGAAGCAAAGUUCUUAACCUGAGGUACUAUUUCUGGGUUAGCGGAGUCUGUAACCUGAAGCGUAUGUAACCCGAGGUACCACUGUACAGCCUUCUCUUCCCUACCAAGCUCUGUCUGCAGUAGGCAUGACGCAGCAUCAUGGCUUGACCUCCAUUUGAGGUUAGGGCGCACAAGCACCAGCUUAUUCCUUUGCAACCACCACGUGCAUUCCCUACCCCCAGCCCUGCUCAGUUGCACAUCCCCAAAAUUCCUCCCACCUGCUCCACUCAUAGAAGCCUCUCCUGUCAGCCUGUCAGCCAAUUAAAUGAAAACCCAAUGCAUAGAAGCAGUAUACCUCUAAAUACCAGGGGCUGUUUCCCUAGUGCCCUGAUUGUAGGUCUCCCAGACACCACCAGACACCUUUAGAAAUAAUUGCAGUAAUUUAAAUAGAAACACAGCAUAUCUCACUGUGGUGACUUGUGGGUCUGUUCAGUGUGCUGACCAGGUGUUAACUGUUUGUGGGCAAUUUCAAGGGCCCUGCUCACUCUUCUUCUGGCUCUUUAUUAUUAAACCAGACUUGGACCUGACAACCCUUCAGAUGUCAGAGGUGGGAACUACAAAGGUCAGUGGUGAUGGAUUACAGGUCCCAUCAUCACUAACCAUUGGGUUCCUACAUACAAAUUUGCCAUAUGGCUGUACCCAGGAUGGCCAUGUGUCUUUAUAGAGGACUGUCCUCUAUUAUUUGUUCUCUUAUUUCAGGUAUGAUGAACCUGCACCCCCUACAGAUGUUGUUAAAAUUCCAACCCUAGCCCGUAGGGUCUCUUAUUAAAAAUGAUGAGAGCUGUAGAGACACUGGUUUUCCAUCCUUGCACUACAGACUUGCCAGAGAAGGGCUGACGAAAUAUUGAACUAUGGAAGAACCCCAAGAAACUGGCCAGUAUCUGGAUCUAAUAGAAAGAAUGGCAGACAAAGACUAGUAUCAUAACAGACUGAGAUUGCUUGUUGAUACUAGUGUGUUUACAUUCUGUGCACCACUACAUUGUUAAAUUUGUCCCCCGCCCCAAUAGUCAGCUAAAUAACUAUUUUGCUUCCACAAUGUAUACUUUAUAGGUGUGUGUGGAGGAUGAUCCUAAUGAGAUCCGCUGACUGAUUUUUCAGUUUGCUGGCUUUUUCCAUGAGUUAAGAAUCAGGGGUCUCCAGCCACUGCCCUCCAAGCUGAAACCUUGUCAACAUUAUCAUCACCAUUAUUGAGUCACUUCUUCUUUCAACCCAGUUCACAUAGUUGAUGGAGCAAGGAAAUGUAGUUGCCUGCCCAGAUGGGAAUUAUAAUUAUUGAAGAUACCACACAGAGCUACUGUUUAGAAUUUUCUGAAUUUAUACCAGUUCCAUAUGAUGAGGCAGCACCUCCCAUCUGUGAUCAUCUGGCAUGGCUGUUUGUUUGUUUGUUUUAAUUAUUGUUGCCUAGAUGCCUCCCCCCCCCCCCGAAUAAUUCAUUCCAAUACUUGAAGUGACAAUCAGCUGACAGUUUAAGUUUCAUGGAAGGCAAACCCCAUUAUAUUUGGUUUAAAGUGACAACUGACAGAAAAUUGUAUUGACAGGCCAUGAUAGAGUAUGAUUUCCAAACAGGAAGCAGUCAUCUUGAAUUAAUUAAUUAAUGAUAAUAGAAGUUAAUUUGGAAAUUUUGGUGGUUCACAGUUCCCUGUCGAAAUGCUUAUCUGAUUUUGCUUGCAGCGGUUGACUUAUUCUGAAUGAGAUGUUUUCUCUUAUAAUUAAACUAAGAGAUGCUGACACUUAAAGAAGUGGUGUGUUAGUUGCUGUAUCAGCACUAUAAACACUAUAACAUUUUCUAUUCUAGCCUUGCAAGAAUGUGAGCUCUGUAUUGAAAAAGUACAUACCUCAAGGAUUUCCAGUUUUGCCAUCAGGUCUAACUUUACAGGUGCCUGUCUUUGCUGGGGGCUUUUAGCAUCAGUAAGGCUCUAUACAGGUGUGGAUUUUUGCUUCUUAAAGACCCAUUAGAAUCAGUGAAGCAUCACAAAGCCUUAAAAAUCUGUUGGGUUGUUUAAAUGUGAAAAGUAAAAAAGAAGAAGGUGUGCAGAGUGUUUGCUGUAGCAAGAAGUGUUAAAUGAGAAAAGUGUAGACAGAAAGUAUGUAUACGCCAAAGAGGACUUUAAAUGAUCUAUAUCAUAGUAUAUAAAUAAGACAAGUUAAGAUCAGAUGUCUCCCUUUCAAGACCUUUUCCCACUAUGGUGCUAUGUGUUGGUUUACUAUAAUGGCAUUUGCUGUAAGUUUAUAGCUGUCUCCAAAAUUCUUUUAUCAUGAUUUACAUAUACACUUCUUUUUCUUUGCUGUUCUUCUACAUCCCUCUUGAAAGGGGAAUGAACUUUUGAAAGAGGUAUGAAUCACUGUUUUUCCCCUGAUCCAGUGGUUCCUACAGAAGUCUGAGUGGAAUCACCGUUUCAAAAAAUAAGCAAGAAUAAACUUUGGCAGGCUGCUUAACACUGAGCAUGAACUUGUCUUCAUCAAAACCCAUCUACACUUACUUUAUUUUGCUAUACAACAAAAGCCCACUCUAGGUUUCCUGACGUACAUUAAGAAACUGAGUCAGUCCCUGAGAUGUGCUUAUUUAGUAGUGCUGAAGUUCAUCUGAUCAGGUAAUGGAUAAUUUUUUUUAUCUCAAUUGACAGCCUGCUAUAACUGUUCAUUAACUAAGGAUUUACUGCAGGGAUUUUCAACUAGCACAAAGUUCUUCCCAUAUAGAGGAACCUCCAAGUACCUGGUGUGAAAUCCCAUGAACGAAUGGAGAGGAUUCUGUGCUACAUAUAUCUCAGUUCAUGUGGGGUGCUAGCCAAGGUCUGUCCACCCAGGCAAACAGAAUGUUCCCUCCUACAACUUUAUUGUAGUACUGGGAAAGAUGGCGAAUGGUGAAAUUCUUGACAAGCUUCCAAAGAACCCUAGUGCUCCCAGGAAUACAGCUUUAAAGGCCAUUUGCAGAAAUGGUUACUUAUCUUCUAUGAAUCCCCAUGUAACGAUGUUACUCUUGAUGAUAAAUAGCAAUAGCCUGAGUCAUUUUGCUGCCUUAAGUGAACAAGAUAGUUGCGGUGCGCGCCCUGUGGAACGCCCUCCCAUCAGAUGUCAAGGAAAUAAACAACUGUCUGACUUUUAGAAGACAUCUGAAGGCAGCCCUGUUUAGGGAAGUUUUUAAUGAUUGAUGUUUUAACAUAUUUUUAAUAUUUUGUUGGAAGCCGCCCAGAGUGGCUGGGGAAACCUAGUCAGAUAGGUGGGGUACAAAUAAUAGAUUAUUAUAAUAUUAUUAUUAUUAUGCCCUUUCCCUUCCAUAUACAGAAGCCAGUUCUACUGGCACCUGAAUCUGGCAAUGGUUCAGCAUCCUUCACCACAUUUGAAGGCAACAAACACUAGCUUAGGGAGCACAAGUUAAGCCAUGUGACACACACAGCUCCAACACCCUGUUGUAUUUUUCCCACUGCUUCACAGAGCACCUGUUCACUCAAAAUAAAUUCUGCAAUGCAGUGGUGAUAACACCAGCGUGCAUCAUGUGAACAGAGCAAAGCACGCACAUGCACAAUGCUUGCUGGAGUGCCUUGGCCUGGAGUGGCUGCCUCUUUGCCUACUAACUGUUGAAAUAAUGAAAGUAGGCCAAACAGGUAGGCAAUUCUGGCCAGCAAUAAGGAAGCAUCAUUGCCACCAGGGCAGGAGGGUAGGAACAACCAGGGAGUGUCAUGUCCCCAGAGAUGGACUCCUUCUUUUCAGAGGAUAAGACCAUGGCUUCAGAGGAGAUAUCAGAGGGGAGGGCAAUGUGUGUCACCUUGAGCUCCUUGGAAGAAAGAUGGGAUGUAAAUGUAAUAUAAAAUAAAACUUUGUUCGCCAAUCAUAUUUUCUAAGCGCUCACAAUUCAGUUAUUGCUACUUUAUACUUCCAGACUAAGGGGAAUUAAUAUUUCUAACCUGUCAAGUAGAACAAACAUAAUUUUACUUUCAUAAUAAACACAAUAUGAAUAGAGAGAAAAGUCUAAACUCUGUAAUAAAGUCCCACUUAAAGCCACAGUGUGUGAUUUAGUUCUCACACGCUGAAUACAAUGAGCAGUGGAAGAGGCAAUCUGUGCCAUUUAGAGUAAGAAAUAACUGAAAUGUUUUACCUAGGCAUUAAGGUUUUUUUUAAAAAAUAAUAAUAAUAAUAUGAAGCGGAUAAUUUGGUGUCAUUACAAAAAGCAAAAAGGCUUCUUUCAUUUAGGAAGACCAGACACCUUAGAUUUCCUGUAUUGUUCAGUAAAUACAUAGUGCAAAUGUUGUACAACUUCUAAUGCAUUUCUUUUCUCCCCUUCCCCCCCCCCCAAUAGCUGAAAUAUUAUCAUUUGGAUCAAGGGAAACAUUAAAGGCUGCUGGAAUUUAGUAAACUGGACAAGCCUUAAUUGGUUUAAUAGGUAAAUGUAAUCCACUUUUGCAAGCAGGUUCUCUUUCAUUUCUCUUACAGUUCUAGUGCUAUUUUGUCUUCCCUAGCGUUUCUUCCGGCUGCUUUUAAAGCAAUUUGUUCUUUAGAUGGGGAAAAAUACAGGGCAGUUUGGCAUGCCAUAUCCACAUCAGGACAAUGUGCAAGCACCUUUUAAGCAGCAGGGAGAGCAUGUGUGAGAGUAGCAGAUGCUUCCCUCUUUUUACCUAUGAAAAGGUAGAGGCUGUAUGUGAUUGUAAGGAUAUGCCUCUUGACUCUCUUUUUUAUGGUGUUUUGGCACCAUUUGAAGACUUGGCUGUUUCUGCUGGUGUUUGACAUACUUGGCCGAGACUAUAUUAUCCCCCAAGGUAUGUUUUUAGCUAUUAUGUCACCUCUAAUAAAUAAAAGAAUAUGGCUAGCAGGAUGUGUGAGUAUGGAAGACUCUUGUUUUUCCAAGUGUGUAAAUGCAGUGAGAUCCCCAGUCAGUCAUGGCUAAGCUAUCCAGUGUCAGGGGUGUUGUGACAUGUUUUGCUCCCAUCACAACAAUGACACUGACUUUAUGGCACUGACUUUAUGGCUGCCAUUCACUCCUACUGAAAAACGUAAAGGGGUGCUAUGGGAGGCAUCAAUAGUUUGAGAGGUAAAACUGUUCUCUUUUCUUAUGUUCUCUCACCUGAGGCAACUGGCGGAGGUGAUUUCCCCUCUAAUGUAUGGCACAUCCUAUUUGAACAAUUAGGAUUGCUUUUUCUAAUCUUGGAAAAAGAACUGGGACCCAUAGGAAGCAUGCAGCUACAGCCCUUGAAACUACAGCCCCUCCCAACUGUGGCUAAAUGCUCCUUUGAUACACUGUGCCUUGUUCCAUGUUGUAACGCUGGCUCAUGAGAGGCUGCUAGGAAACUGUUUGCAUGUAUAGUAUCAUGCCUUGGUGCAGGAGCUGGGCAAAUCAUGUUCUCUUCACUGAGAGCAUGUGUUGCGGUGAGAUCACCAUAAACUGCCCUUUGGUUGCUGGGGCAGGUAUGUUUGAAUAGCCACAACUACCCGAUUGGUUCCUCUGUUGCUGGGGCAGAAUCUGGUCAAUGGGAUUUCACAAAUGGUAGCGGGGGAGCCUCUUUUAUACCGCUGCACGUUGCGUUGAGCUUCCUCUUUUUCACACCCACCCACCCUCCCUCCCUAUAUUUAGGGUAUUUCUGACCUUGCUAUGUCAUUUGGUGUCAUCUGUUUUGGAGCAGGGGCAUGGUAGGAAUUUUGCCAUUUGGCGGAUUGGCUGUUGCCUCUUGGUUUUUGCCUACCUCGUAGCAAAUCGUCACAACUUUGUAAGGUUUGUGGUUAGGCAUUGGUUAAAGGUGUUCUUGGAGGGGGUGUGGCUUGGCUGUGGCCUGCCCCUCCAAUUGUGGUGGCGUGGGUAUUCCGUUAAAGGAAUCCAGGGAUUCGUCUUGCUUUUGCCUGACCCCUGAAAAGGUGAUAGGGCCAUGCGAGAGCCCCUGGGAGCAUGUUGGGGUGAUCUUGGUACUGCUCCCAGACCAAUCAAUCUCCCAGGGUGUUUACCCUUAUUGACCUCUGCGCUGGCAGUUGUCAGUUCUUCUCCUGUCCUGGAUAUGUUCAGAUAGUUUGGAACCAAUGCCUAAGCAAACCACUCACAGCCUGUAGUCAAUAAAGUUGUGACCAAAAUUAUGCCAAAAAACCUUAAACUAAAAUUUGAGUCCUUUGUGUCUUUAUUUGAGGGGGUUUUGGGGGGUCUUAACAUGCAAUAUCACUUCAUAGCUCUUUUAGCCCUAUAGCUCUAUGAAUCUGUUCCCAGCUUUGUGUUUCUACAUCCUCGUGAGUUGUGCAGUGAUGUUGUCAGAAAAUGAAGACAUUCUACCUCAAUAGCCCCCUUUCCCACUGGUCCUCUAGUGCAUUCUUUUCCCUGCUGUUGCUUAAAAGGUACAAAUUGCAAACCAUGUGGAACCCAAAAGCCAGUCAGUCAAGACUUUGAAUUCCUUCAAGAAUUCCUGUAAUAUAGUGUAUUGGGUGAAUAAAUCUGAUAAACGGAACUACCCAGGCUUAACAUCACUUUAGAUAUACAGUGAAGUCUUAGAAAAAUCCACAAUUUUAUUUUAAAAAAACUGUUAAGUACAUACACUGCAUGUCACUAAGCUGUUAGCAGUUAAACAGCCUCAGCCGUAAUGCUGAUGAUGUAUGCAUAAUGUAAAAGUUUUAUCUAGAGCUCAGAAUCCUUCAUUAUAAAAAAAAUGCCUGGCUGGACCUUUUACAAGAUUUGUUAAUUGCAAACACUUUGGGUGCAUUGAUCCAUAACCACUCUGAUGAAAUAAUUAUUCAGAACAGUACCUAUGAGGACUGACAGCAGACUGGCUUGAAGAACCACACAAGAUCUACAUUUAAAUGAGGGCUGUUGCCAAGCUCCCAGAACACUGCUCUUUGCUUGCAUUUUCUUUCAAUAACUACAGUUCCAACUAUUUAAUUUUCUCUAGAAUGACUAACAUUUAAAGUGGAUUAGUUGCUUUUGCUGAAACUGUCUUGAAUCCAUGGACAGUUCACACACACACACACACACACACACACACACAACACACACACUGAGAGAGACAGAGAGAGAGAGGGAGGGAGAGGGAGAGAGAGAGAUAUUUAUGGCUGUACACUUAUUUAUUUGCCCUUCUGUAGAUGAAAGCAGUUAUGCAAACAUCAAAGGAAUUGUUUGCUUUGUUGAUGGAAUGGUGUGGGUUAUGCUGGCAAGUAAUGAGGUACAUGUUUGGGCACCUUACAUUUCCUUUCAAUGCAGUUGUUCAACCAGUGGGGAUAGUGAAGUGCUUGGCUAUUAAAGUUAACUUACUAUCCUGCUCCUUGACUCGUCAGCUCUGUCAGACUUUAACCACUCUUUACUAGAGGUCAGCUCAAAGUCUUGGUUCUAAAACACUCCCUUUAUUAAUGGUGGAAGGCUCAACAGAGAAUUUGCUACAAGAUGGUGAAUACAUAUGUUGGCAUAAUAAAAAAAAUUCCUUCCAGUAGCAACUUAGAGACCAACUAAGUUUAUUAUUGGCAUGAGCUUUCGUGUGCAUGUACACUUCUUCAGAUACUUCUUCAGAUAUGUUGGCAUGUAAGUGUUCAAAGAACUCUGCACUAUUGCAGUCAAUAACAUUAGCAGCUUAGCCAAUUGCAUACAAUUGUGAUUUUAAAUUGGCCAGAUUGUUGUAAGGAAAAAUGGGGUGACUGUUCUUCCUCAUUCCUGGAACAUGGACAAUUGGCUAAAAUCACCACAGUAAUGUUGAGGGUUGGUUGGUUGGUUGGUUACAUUCAAUAGGUAUAUUAUAUGAAAUAAAUAAAAUAUUUCAUAUUUCACAUUUAGAGAGAGGAGGACAGUUAUAAGAACAGAGGUUAAUUACCUCUUGCAUACAGGCUAGAACAGAUAAUAAAAACACAACACAGCACUAAGGUGUGUAGAAGGUGCUGUGCUAUUCUUCUCAGAGACAACAAGGAUUCUUUACCUAGUGUAUUUAGCUGUUGUUUGAUCUUUAAGUAUAGGUGUACCUGAGAGUUCUAGGGAAAUUAUAGGAAUUUAAGUGUCAGCUCAGUGACAUUCGGGCAUCUCUACAUUUCAUAUAAGUUUACAACUCCCCUCAAAUUUGUAACCUGUACUUGGACAAAUCAGGUAUCCCCUUGUGCAUGCACUCUCCCUCUGAUAGAAUAUAUGGAAUGGACCCUACUGUCUUUUGACUCCUCAAAACUAGCUUCUUUUAAAAAAAAUCAGGACUUCUACAUAGAAAUAAUAGGAAAUUGAGGGAUAGUUUGUGGAAAUGUUCUAAGAAAAGAACAAACUAUGGCUGGAGAAGACAAUGGAUUGGAUCCAGACUUAGGCUGCAAUCCUAACUUUACCUACUCAUCUUGUGUUGCACAAUGAGCUUCCAUUCUAUGUGUAUGUUGACUAAAAUAUAUUAACAAUGACUUCAACUUAGUUUUUUAAUGACAAAAGCAAUCCAUUAAAUAAAUUAAAUCUUGGAAUCCAGAAAAUCCGUGCUAGGCCCCUUUAAUAGUAAGGAAAAAGAAUACUGUUAUUAAGACUUUUUCAGGAUUUACAUAACCAUUCUUAUUGGUGCAUGUGGCUGCCCAUUUGCAGGAUAGAUUCACACUUUAGGGAAUGCGGCGGCCUAGACAUAAAAUUAUGGUAAUGAUACGCAAGUAACAGUAGGUACUGCACCAGGUAGGAAUUCUGAUCUCCUCUGACAUUUUGCUUUUUAAUCUCCUCACCAGAUGUCUACUUUAUUAUUAGUCCACUAGCUGAGGAUCGAUUUGCUUGCUCUUGAUGCCUGUUUUGUUAGGAAUCCUGACAGCCAACCCACCUCCCAGGGCAACACUUCCUGAAGCUGUUUAUUUUUAAGUCAGAAUAAUUUCCAUGUCUGUGUGGCUGUAGACAUUUUUUUUUUUUUAAAUCAACUGUUUUAAAUGAAAACAUAGUAUCUAUGUGGAUUCCUAAUCAACAAGCUACUAGCCACUUCUCUGGUUCCUGGGAGAGAAAAUCAUUAGGUGAUGAUUUCAUCAUAUUAAUGUUCUUUGCACUGUGUGCCCUCUGCAGCCAGCAUAGGCUUAUGUUGUUCUUCCUUACAUGAUUGUAACAUAGACACACCUGCAAGCAAACACAGGGGUCAGGAUCCACCUACCUUUGUACAGCACAAUUAUUAUGGAUAUUUUGGGGCCUCAAAAGCAACUAAACCACUUAAAGGACACUUUCUGCGUCAUCUUUCAAAGUCAGAGCAGGCCUACCCUUUCAGCACAACCACAAAUCUCUGAAGAUAUAUGCAAAAGCAUUAUCAGAAUUGCCACUAAUACAUUUGUCUCUGAGACAGUGUCCAUGCAUAGCAGAACAUACCUAGACAUGAAGUGUGCAGAGACAGAGGGUUGUUCCAUGUGUUUUCAGAAAUAAUAAUAUUGUUUUAUUAUUUGUACCCCACCCAUCUGACUGGGUUGCCCCAGAAGUGAGUGAUGUGUUGUAGAUCACCCCUCUCUUUGAAACGUUUUACGGAAGAGAGUUGUGAUUUCAGAAGCUGGAAACCACAAGCUGCAGCCCCCUUCUGCCUUAUUUUAAUGUGCCUUGAUUUGAAUACAACCAUGUCCCUACUGUUUGCAUGUCCUGUCUUUGGGUACAGCGUCAGAAUCGUGCUUGCUUAGGAGCUGCUCUUCAAAGUGCCCUGCCAGCAGAAGCUUCAUUCAUUUCAAUUUAGAAGGAACAGCAUGGUAGAGAGAUUCUUUGUUCUUUCCAUGGAGUUCUUUCCAUUGCAGCUCACGAGGGAGCUGCGUUUUCUCCUCAUUUGCACACACUCAUUGCCUUUCUGUCAGGUUUUCAGAAAAUUGCAGGGAGGAUCCAUUGGGACACCUCUAAAUGCUGCCAUCCCCACAGUGCCCGAGAACACCUCAUUUUCCUUUUGAAGUCUGUCUCUGUUUUCACAUUUCAGAGUAAUUCGCUGUAUGACAACAUUCUACUUUAAUGAAGCCCUGGUGGUAGGAGACAUGAUAACAUUCAGCAGGGAACAUACAAAUAAAAGCAUAGAGGACGCACAUAAUAUAAAAUCAAAAUCAGCUGGGCAUGCAAAAAAGCUAAUGGAGGAGAAAAACGGUUUUUGUAAGCAUAUGCUGACUUGCAACUGCCUCUUUUCAUCUUGCUGGAGCCAAGUCGAAUUAGAUUUAUGUCAGUUCAGCAAAGAUCCCUUCUGGACAGUAAAUUGGGGAGGUGGGAAAUACACACGUGUGUUGAUUCGCAUCUUAGUUGGCCACUUACGUGUUGGAUUCUUAAGACCUAUUACCAAUUACACAGCUUCUGAUCUAGAAUAUACAUCUGCCUCCUUUCUAGUUAAGUAUGAUAUCUUUAUUCAGACUGUUCCAGGUUCUGAGUGAUAUUUCAACUAAAUCACAAAGCAGGAAAUUACUUAAGAAUUACAAUAAUUCAGCAUCCAUAACCACAUAGAUCCUGAGACAAUUACUAAUGAGUCUAAGGAAAGAGAAUAAGCAUAUGUAAAAGGGUGAGACUUUCAGGUUCCUUUAAUUACCACAUAUAUUAUUAGAAAGAAAUGAAUCUUUGUAUAUCUAUAUGUAAUGCUGCAUCACAAAAAAGGGCAUUUAUCUUCACUGCAUUCUUACUGAGGAAUGCACCUGCAUUUGGGGGGGGUGUUCAGAUAGUUACAUAUAACAUUUGCUUCCAAGUUCUGUUUGCAGUCCUGCACAUAUUAACAAAUAGCUUGGAAGCUGAGCUUUGAACAGCUAAUCCUCUGUGAUUCCAGUACUUAAAUUAAGCCAGCAAUGGACAGACAACCUGUGACAUUCCAGAUACUGUUGGACUCAUCCGAGCCCCAUCCAGCAUGGCCAAUAGUUAGAAGUUGCCCACCCCUGCUUUAACCUUUGCUAUUUUAUCUAGAAGUCCUCUUCCCUAAUCCCAGAUCCGUAGGAAGUUGGGAGCUGGCUGUCCUAAGGGAAUGGUGCUGUGUGUGCUUCAAUACAUGCUUUCCUGCUAGAGUGCAGGCAUAUAGACCAAUGCUUGGAUCCAAGGCCAUCUACUGAGGUCUAGCUGUGUAAAUCAAGCCCAUCCUUCUGGAUGGAAAUGCACCUAAUAGGAUUGGUAAACUCUGCUAUAGUCCAGUAUAUCCCUAUAAAAUUAGUGUCACAGUGUUUAAGGAAAUGUUGGGGACUCCAACAGGGUUGCUGGUUGCAGUCUCAAGACAGAUGGUUUACUUUAUAUUCCCUGAUGAAGUGGGGAGCUCAACUGAUUCAGAUUUGUCCAUUCCUCUUUCAUUUGUCCUUUCCUGAAGCCCAUUGUUAUUUCGAGCUGAGCAGAGAAUAACCAAAAGGCCUGGGACAAAUGGCCUUGGCAAGCAAGCAGUUGUAUUUGGUGCCUUUUAAAUUUGGUGCCUGUGAAAGAACAAAGCUUUGAUGAAAUGGACUGACUGUAUGGGCCUCGUUUUUAGAUGGACUAUUAUUGUGUAUGAUGUGGAAAUGCAAAUAUUUCUUGCCUGUUCAUUUGAGGAUUAUAGGGCUAACUUGCCUUACCUAAUUUAACCUGAGACUCAGAUGAGAAAACAGUAGAACUUCAUUGUGUGAGGGAUUGCGGGCACAUUUAUUGUCUGAGGGGCUCCACGACUUAUUGUUGCCCACUGGUGAAACUUAUGAUUGGCAGGAGGCAGGUGGGCAAAUGCUCUAUUAACAGGUAGCCAGGGUUAGUUAGUUAGUUAGUUAGUUAGUUACAGGAUUAGUUCUCAAGAGACAAAAAAAGGCUUAUGUAGGCUCAGAGAUAGUGGAGCAAAUUAUAUGUACCAGGAUUGGAGGACAAGAUUCUACUCUAGGAUAUGCAAUUAUAAAGAUGGAGAAAUAAUCAUGCUUAACUCUUGUGUGUUCUUUUUUCCCGUUGGGAAAUACUUUCUGUCCCUUUAACACAAUUUUUUCAUAAGCCGGUUAUCUUUUCUUAUUUUAAUACCUCCAUGCGUAGAAACCAUAAACUACACCACCUUGAGAGGCCUAAGGGAAGUUUCUAGGUUGAUUUAAAAGGGGCAAGAGUGGGCUAACCAGAGAGGUGUACUACCUUUCCUCAGAUGGCAGGGGCCCCAGAAUGGCUGUGAGGUGGCUGUCACAGUGCCAAAUGCAAGUUCUGCUGGGAUUGGUUCCACUAGGCAGCUCCCAGUUGGAGCUCCUUUAUGUGUGUGUGUGUGUGUGUGUGUGUGUGUGAGAGAGAGAGAGAGAGAGAGAGAGAGAGAGAGAGAGUGUCAAGUUCCCAGAGUGGAGAUGCUGUUAGAUCCAUCCCUUACUCUAGAUCAGGCUUAGGCAAACUCGGCCCUCCAGAUGUUUUGGGACUACAACUCCCAUCAUCCCUAGCUAACAGGACCAGUAGUCAGGGAUGAUGGGAAUUGUAGUCUCAAAACACCUGGAGGGCCAAGUUUGCCUAUGGCUGCUCUCCAUCAUAGGUCUUCAACUAGUGGGUCAUGGCCUGAUCUAUGGUGGGUCACAACUGCAGUGCUACAACCAAACCAAUAUAUUGCUAAAAACCUUAGUGAGUCCUCAAAUGCAUGCUUGGGCUGAAAGUUGGUCCUGGGUCUCAGAAGGCUGAAUAUUGCUGCUCUAGAUGCCACCUGUGGCACAAAGUGCCUUUUCCCAGCUUACGGUAGUACAUCAGCUAUGAUCACUUUUGAAAAAAGAAAACCUGACCACUGUUAUCCGCAUCCUGUUCAAAUCCAGAUUAAACUACUACAGUGCAUUCAUGCCCUGAGCUGCCUUUGAAAUUGGCUCAGAAUAUGGUAGCUGGAUGGUUGGCAGGUGCUGGUAGCCAGUUAGAAACCACACCACCAGUUUUAAAAGAGCUGCGCUGGCUUCCUAUCUGAGCACAGCUCAGAAUUUUCCUUUUAACCUGAAAAGCCCUAUAUAGCUUGGAACCCAGAUUUCUAAAGGCCCAUAUGCUCAUCUUUGAACAACAUUCUCCAGUGCUCCCCCCCCCCCUGCUUUGUUUGAGGUGACAACUAGGGUGGUGACUUGAAUAAAAGGCCUUUUUAGUGGUAGCAACUCAGCUCUACAAUGCCCUUUCCAAGGUUUCUAUCCAAACACCUAGCUUCAUCAAUCUGAGGCACCAGGUUAAAUUUAAAAUAGUAUGCAAAUGUGGAUUUUCAUGCCAGUUGUUUUUAAUGCACAUUAAUGCGGAAAUGUAAUGGAAGAGAUUUAUGAAUGAACACAGGAGAAAGUGAUACAGAUUGGAAAUAAGAUGAUUCAUCCCUUCCAGCUUGAUCCAGUUUUCAUGCUAAUUUAUUUAGAUUUAUAUGUUAAGCAUUGUGGUCAUGAAAUAGAAUUACUUUGAAAUUAAGUAUGUCAAUCCUCACAUUAAAAAACCAACAUCGUGUCUUUUCUAUCUCACAGUUUUCCAUCUUUCAUUUGUUUUCCUUUCUUGGCAAGUUGAUUCAGUCUUUGCCUAUUAUUUUUUCCUGUGGUUUUUAAAAUGAUGCAUGCACACCACAUACACAUCUUAAAGGAUAGGCAGAUGACAUGGAUCUUCUCAAUAUGCGAUGGGCUACAAGCCAAUGCAGCUAACCCACGAGUAAAGCAUUAUAAUGCCAUAUGCAUGAUUACACAUAUUAUACUAAGUAAACAGCUCAGAUUAAAAUAAAUGAUUUGGCUCUGUACAAGUACAGUUGAUAAUUUCAUAUUUGCUUACCUUUUCGCUAAGUAAAUAAAUAAGAAGCACAUCACAAGGAGACUUACUUCAUUUCCCAUGGGUAGGUAAUGAAAGAAACAAAUUAUGAAAACAUCUAAUUUUUAAAGGAAUUAAAAUAAAAACAAUAACCAGCUGGGAUCUAAUUAAUUUCAUGUGUCAAACAUAUUUCAGUAGAGCUGCAUGAGUUUCAUCCUGCAGUUUUAUUCUUAUGAGCAGCCACAGAAUUCAUCAUUAGUUACAUUGAAUGAAAAAGAGCAGUGUGGUUUUCUUCACUAAGCCAUACAUGCAGAAAGGUCCCACUGAAAUUCAGAAGUCUAGCUGAGAGGGCAGAAAUGAGGGCAGAGAGAGUUUUGUGUGUUUCUCCUUCCUUUUCUGUUUUGUGUUUCCAGUGGAAGGGAAAUAAACUGCAACAAUUCCUGGGCUGGGUUAGCAUAGGUUUCUCCCUGGAUUGAGAAGGCUUCGGAUCCAAGUCCUCCUCCUUAUCAAUCCCAGCAGGCCCCCCAAUCUACCCCCAGCACCAGACCCUCCAAAUUUCCCUAUUUUCCAGGGGUGUCCAAUUUAGAGAAGCUGUCCUGGUUUCUGAUUUGAUCCCAGAAUGUCCCACUUUUCCUUAGGAUGUCCCUAUUUUCAUUGGAGAAAUGUUGGAGGGUAUGGCAUUAUCCAACCCGAGCCGUCUGAAGGCAAUCCUGUAUCGGGAAGUUUUUUAAAUGUUUAACAUUAUGUUUUUAUAUGUGUUGGAAGGUGCCCAGAGUGGCUGGGGCAACCCAGUGAGAUAUGGGGGGGGGGUUAUAAAUAGUAAAAAGGGAUUGUGGAAUGGGAUGUCCCUAUUUCCAUUGGAGACAUGUUGGAGGGUAUGGAGCACGUCCCUUUUCCAGGCCUACCAACUCUGCUACUCUGAUGUCAUUGGGGCCGCAAAGGUUUCUGAGGUUGUAUGGGGGAAAUCUGACAUGAGUUCCCAUUUGGAGAGAGAGAUCUGAUGCUUCCUAUGGAAGUUCAUUACUUUCCUAACCAGUGGUGAAAACAAGAAACUAAAAAAAUAGGAUGUGAUACAGAGAAGCUAAUAUUGUCAACAUUAUUAUCUCCAUAGUCAGCCUGUGCUUACUUUCAACCAGUUCAGACUGUGCCUAGCCAUUGUAAGCACCACACUCUUAGGAUAAUUUUUUCACUGCUUAUUCCCAAACAAAGACCAUGUCCAUUUGCCCUCAAUGCAAACUUCACCCAUUUCAGGCUAAGCUGGGUGAAUUGGCUUUGAUUCACAAUGAAGAAUACUGAUUUGCCACAACAUCACCUGGCAAGCUACUUGGAAGGCUACAAACAGAACAAAGAAUCUCAACCCGUAUUUUUCCACUAAAUUAGUUGUUUCUGUUCUCCUUAAUGUACAGGCAGAUUGUUUUCAUGGUCAUUAGGAUUACUUCAACUCUCCAAGGAAAUCACUCUUAUUGUAUAGAUUGCUGCAGAGUAUUCAUGUUAAACUUUCGUUUCUUUUAAAGAAGCAGCCAUUUCCCUGAGAAGCCCUACUUAUGUGUAAAGCUUAAACUAUUUUUUCAGUGAAAUGUGACAUUUACCACUACCUUAAUCUCGGAAAGAUUGGGAGGGGAGUUGGGUGGCUUCUCUUGGCCUUGCUUUUCUGUCUAUGCAUUGAUCCAACGUUGUAUGCAAGUGGGAGAGACUUGCGCCAUACGACGUGGGAAUGUGAAUUUUGCAGCAUCCAUGAUCACAUGUACAGAAACUACAUAUGAUGGUCAGAUAAAUGUGAUAACUGACAGCAGUGAAAGGCACUGGGUUUUGUUAUGGCAUUAUGACAUUCUUCCUGUAAUGUUAGAUGAACUGCAACAGCCCAUGGACACAUGCAAGUAAUUGCAUAAUGUUGCAAUCAUUGAGCGUCACAUUUGCCUACUUCCCAUUGGCACCAGUUGUAUCUGUAUACUCGUAACUUCCUUAUGGUUUGAAUUUUUGUACACCCACAAGCUUUGCCCCAAUCUUAUGAGGUGCAUCUUAUUUUUCCUCCCCAUGUUGAGGCAAAUGGGGCCCUGCUUUGAAUGAGAAAAAAGUGGUAUUACAAAGCUCAAGAGUACAGUUGAUUUGAAAAGGCAGCAGAGAAUGAAGGGAGAGAGGGUGGUUGGAAUAUGUGUGGGAUCUGCAUUGGCAUAAGAAUAAAAGGGGUCACUAGUGGAAGGAAAGAUGGAGAAUAAAUUCAGUUCUCCUAGCAUUUAAAGGUGACCCUGCAACAUUUGCAUUUUCCAAAAUGGCAAACUGAAGCACAGACUUCCUUCAACGUUUUCGCAAUUCUGCAAUGUUCUUGCUGCAGCUAUCCUGUUUUUGCAGUGAAAAUGACUGCUAAAACAAAACAAAAAACCCCAAACACUGCUUUCUUUAUCCAUUGCCAAAAUUACAGGAGUCCUGACAGAAUAAAAGGUAACAAUUAAUUGGCAACAACAACAGCAACAAAUAAAAAACCUCGUAUUUUCUCACUAUAACAAAUUUUGCAACUUGUCAGUGAGAACUUCUAGCAUCACUACACUACCAUGCUAGAGAAAGCUACACAGAAUUGCACCCUGUUGUGCAGCUGUUGAAAGCAGAAGCACCAUGCCAGAAAGGGAGAAACAUCUGGCAAAACAUUACAGGUGGUGUACAAUAGAGAAGUAUAAUCUUCCUGCCCAGUAUGCUAAAAUAGUUUGCAUCAGUCUCUGAUUAGCUUCCAGAUUUCUGGGCAUCUGAGUAAGCCGAACUGCCAAAACUUUCAAGGUUCUCACAGAAUUAAUUAACACUUACAGAGAAGCAUCUGACAUGAACUAGGAAAGUAGGCUAUGGCACUGUGCUUCUCUCCGUGCAUCUUUGAACGGCAGCCCUCUGUCUUUGUGCUAUUUUAUCUCUGAGCUUUGUUCUUUAAAAACCCUGUUUUAUGUAAGCUCCACAUCAGAAUGUGUUUCCUCUGUUCUGCUGCUUUGGCAGGUCCUGCAUUCAUCUCACAGCUAUUACUACGCAUCUUGUUGUCUCCAGCUUUAUUUGCAGCACCAGGUGUAAAUAAGUGACAGGAGGAUCACAGGUGGUUAUCAGGACAGGCACUGUGCUUCUAGAAAGCUGGCCAUUAAAACACCCAGAACAUUGUGUAUGAUAACACUGGGGAACCACUUUGACAUGAAAUGUUUGUAUCUAGAAAAAUGUAGUUUCCCCAGCAUUGAAGAAUAACAGCCUUUUUCUUCUUCCGUCUACAGGCAGUGGGGGAUGGGGACGGGGACAGAGAACAUCAGUGUAAAUACGCACAUUUAUUUUCAUAAAAGAGCUACUUGCUUGGUUUUAUGAAAUGUUAGCAGUGAAUAUUAGGAAACCUGUUUCUAAAGUGCGUUCCCAGCUUCCCAACUGACUUUAAAUGGAAUUUCUACUAGUACUAACAGGGGAGAAAUAUCGGAAUGCAAUCACAUGUGCAUGCACACACCCACCCACCACUGUGAGCAUAACUCCCCAUUUUCCUUUCCCCUCGCCUCAGACUCCUUUCCCAAAUCACAGAUUCCUAAGGGAAGACAUUAUUCCACAAUUUCAAAUGCAAGUCCAAUGGAUGCCGCUGUAGUUGAUGUUCUGUCGAGUAUGUGAUGCAAGAGUACCAUGUAUCUAUAAAAUCACCCCAAUCUCUCUUUCCAGCUAAGGCUUUAAUUUUCUUGGUCAUUUAUAUUUUUUUUCUGAAGGUAAUCCAAACUUUCAUUUCCAUUGUGACAUUUGCAAGUGUUCUAAUUUUGGGUUGUCAAACUGCUACUUAAAGAAAAGCAAUCAAUUAUUUGUAUCUCAGCUUGACAUUUUCAUUUUUAAAGAUUGUUACCAGUACUAAAGGUGGGGUGCAAAUAACAUUUGUUUUGUGAUCAAACUUAUUUCACCAACAGCAUUUUUCCAAAAUGGCUGUAAUUUGCUGCAGGCCCAUGGCAUAUGUCUAUGUUCCAAUCUCUUUACACCCUCUCCAGCAAAGAGCAGAAAUAGCUUCAUUAAUAUGACUGCACCUCAAAGGUGUUAAAUGCCACCUGUGUAGCAGCUUAAGAGUAUUCUGUUUUAUGAGCCUGGGCACUGAAUUUAGGGGCUUUUUGCCCCACAGGCUCUGCCAAUCUACCUCCUCAAUUACUGUAUCUAGAUCAGAUUCCCAAGUAUGUUUCAUCAAAUUUGUUUGUCCUAAUCGUAUGUCACUAAUGAUUUUAUAAAUUAUUGAUUAUGUAUGUUUAGAUUCUGUGUUAGUACUUAAAGUUAGAUUUUCAAAUGGUGUUAGAGUUCUGGAUGCAUGCACGAUAACUGUUGGAUAUGCUAGAAAGUGCACCAGCCUUGGGCUUACAGGCUCCCUCUUCCACUUUCCCUUUCCUUUCGCAUACCAAUAUUUCUACACUUCCUGACAAUCCAUAAUUUGCUCUCUCGUUGAAACUUGAGAGGGGGGAGUUUGAACAAACCAGAGUUUGCCCAUGAGAACCAGGAAGUACAAAAAUUGUUGUGCAUGGGGGGGAUGGGAGAAAUUAUGGGAGAAAGUGUUUUCAGCAGCCCAGAGUUUUUCCAAAGGGCUUCAACAAGUAAAACUGAUGAGAAAUGGGAAGUACUUUUUCAUUAUCAGCAGUUCAGCUUUUGGGAGGAAAGAAUACCUCAUGUCCUCAGAUAAUUCAUUAAUUAAGGUAUUUUGCUCCUACGUGAAAGCCAACCAAGGAAGAGGAAGAAUAUAAUAAAUAAAAUAUAAGGUUGCAUAUGUUUCUGAUAAUAAAGAAUAGAAUGAUGAAUAAUACAUAGCCUUUUUGGUAAUAAAAACAGCAUUCUUGUUAAAAUUGCAUUUCCCUUCACUAUAAUUUGCCAAUUUUACAUGUUUAUGUCUUUGGUUAAGAAAAAAAAACCUUUGCAGAACUUUGAGAUCAUGUAAGAACAGCAAGUCUUCAUUUCUUAUUCAAUAGAUUUUGUAGAGCCCAGUUUAUUUGCUGGUGACUUCAGAUUCAGUGUGAAAGUUACCAUGAUCUAGUGAAUAGAGCUGACCUAACCAAUAUAAGAGCCACCAUAACCUGAAUGUAGUCCACCAACCAUAUAUAGUGGCCAACCAAGAUGCCUGGACUUCCCCCACCAAUUGUUUUUGUAGUCCCAGGCAGGUCACAGGUAGCAAAACACAGUUGUUUAUUGUACCAUGUAAAGAAAUUGGGUUUUUGGCUGCUGAGCAUGUUUCACAAAUGAAGUCUAUGUUCUCUUGCUUUCUGAUAUGAUCUUCAGUUGUAUUGGUUCAUGCAAUUGAUUUUGCCUUUGCCUUUGAUACACUGUCCUUCUGUUGGUCAUCCCUGUCGUUUGUCAUGCUCUUUUUUCUUCUCACAGUUUUAAACUCUAAGGUCCUUGCAGCAAAAAAAGAACCUGUCUUGUCACUUAGCUUUAUAAAGCACAGUGACAUUCAUGUGACUAUAUCAGAGAUAGUUGGAGGGGCUGUAUCAAAAUAUGCAGUGAAUAGGGAUUCUCUGCUGUGGAUUAUUCUGUAAAGCAUGUCCUAUGCUACUAGAGAAAAACCUUCUUUUGUAUCUGAAGAAAAGUUAUUUAAAUUUUAGAAUGAGUUUAUGACAAGAAUGAUAAAAUGGCUUCAAUCUGUGAAUUCAAACACUGAAGAUAAUGCAAAGCUGGAACAUUCUUUGUGUCAGGAAGCACUGUCUAAUUUUUCCCCCUGCUAAUAAAUACUGGCUUCUGCUGGGCACUAAUCUCUUGGCAGAAAUUUAUGAGAAAAAAAUUAGAUGUUUCCCAAUAAAAAUUUAUAAUGGAAGCAAGCAGUGUAUGCUUUCAUCCAGGUAAGAUGAAGAAGCAGAGACACCCUUAAGAGGUUGCAAAGUCUUAUUUGCCAUCAAAUUGGAGAACAUGACAGCUUCCAUUAAAAGAAAGAUUUCCUAGUGCCAUGACAAUAGCUUUAAACUAAACCAAACAAGGGAUAUAAAUUAUUCUCAGGGUCUUGUUCUAAUAGCAAUGCUAGAUGGCUUUCUUUUUUCCUAUUGCUGUUUGAUUGAUGUUCUUUCUCAGAAGACCUAAAAGGUGACAACCAAAAAAUUCCCACACAUCUUGUGAGAUGGAUUUUUGUCUGGAUUGUAAACCAUAAAUUGUCCCCCACUUAGGCAAUAUUCAAGUAUAAUAAUAAAUCUUGUCUUGCUGCCUUGAAUUUUCUUGAUAAACCCUUCGACCUGCUACUCCUUGUCUCUUUGAAAUCUAAACGUCUUUGAAUCAAAGUUUAUUCUUCAAGAAACAGAAGAACAAUAAUCAUCUUCUGUUAGGACAUGUGUAGCAUGUUCUCACUAAUUUAAUUAUUGUCAUUUUCUUAACAGCUUGCACAGACAAGGAGCUGAGGACCCUUGCAUCCCGCCUAAAAGACUGGUUUGGUGCUCUUCAUGAAGAUGCAAAUCGUGUCAUCAAGCCAACCAGCUCGGAUUCAGCACAAGGCAGUAAGAUGACAAUCUAA